AUGUUGGACCAGGGUAUGGAGACUGGUAAGACAGAGUUGGGAGGGGGGAGAUUUUGUGUCCAGAAAAGGGGGAACAAUCAGUGCUAGAAAGGCUGGUACUUGCCUUGAAAGAAAGCCUCUCCUCCUUACAGAGGGGAGGAGUUGUGAGCAGGAGCCGUUUCCCGCGUUGGCAGGGGGCGUUCCAGCCCCCUGCCCAGCUGGCCUGGCUGCUACGCCACGCCCCCAGGUAGCCAACCAACCAGGUGGAGGCUUGGGGGCGGGGUUUUGCAGCUCAAAUGUGGCUGCGGCAGCACUUCCCUUUAAUUCCGCUGCUGGUUUUCGUCAGAUAAUUGGAAUAUGUUUGUGUCUUGGAGGGCAGGGUGUGGCCAUCGCCUACCCCUCCACUUUAUGGGUAUUCCGGUAAAGGAAUCCGGUGGUCGUGGAUCCUGUCCGACGCCCUUGCUGGUGGCUAGGGCCAUGGCACGAUCCCUGGUGACAUCAGGGAGAGCUUUCAGUUGUAUUUGCAUCAGCAGGCUCCUCCCACUGGUGGUUAACCCUUGUUAGACUCACCCCUCCCUGAGGGGGUGGAGUCACGCUCUGUUCUAUGAUUCUAUGAUUCUAUGUUGUUUUAACCAGUGCCUAAGCCAAUACCUCUCACAUGCUGUAAUCAAUAAACUUGUGGCCUUUUUUAGCCCAUUAACCUAAUAUACUGUGUCCAUGUGUCUUUCUUAUCCCCAAGUGGGUGGCGGGUCCUUGAAUCACAACAGGUAUGUAGCUACUUGAUUUAAUGUGUCAUUGGAGGCCCAGCUGACAUCUAUGCAAAGGAGUACUUAUGCACAACUUUUGACUAGUUCAGCUCUCUAGGCGGAGUGCUAGGUUGCUUGUUGAGGAGCAGAAUCUCUUGCCUUGACUACCCCAUCCCUUUAUAACACAAUUGCAGAGUGUGUGUCCUUGUUGGAUCAAGGGCUUCCCUUAAGUAGCCCUAUGACCUGCUGUGCCUUGGCAUAUCAACUCCUUUGAGUAGUUAUGUGUAUUACUUGCAGUGCCUUUGAGUAGUUCUUCUGCAUAUGUACUGUAUCACACUGAUCUGAGCAUUAUAGCUUUGGGGCGGGGGUAUCUGAAUUUGCAUUCAUGAUCAAGUGGGGGCCAAAACACAUUUGAUACUUGAAGAGCAGUAGGUUUAUUUGUUGUUGUUUAGUCGUUUAGUCAUGUCCAACUCUUCGUGACCCCAUGGAGCACGCCAGGCACCUCUGUCUUCAGUAGGUUUAUAGCAGCCUUCAAAAUUGCUGUUAUUCAUGGCAGAACUGUAAUGUUAGUUUACAUUUUUGUAAUGUUCUAAGCUCUGGUGUAUGGCUGCCCCGGGCAUCUUUCAGAGGAAAAACAGAAUGAAAAUCCUCAUCAUCUUCAAAGGUUGUGCAUACAUAAGUUUUACAAUUUCACUCAUCAAUUUGUAUUUUCACUUGGAUUUCUAAAUAUGCCUAGUUCUGUUGUUGCAUAUUCGGAGUCACUUCUACAACAGAGGCGUAGCUUGGGAAGUAUUACUUGCAUGCCUGUAAGCAAUUAUCAGUUUUAAAACAUAUUAUGAUGUACCCAGUGGCAGUAUUGUCAUAACUGAAAGUUGAUCUGUUUGCAUAAGUAAAGGCAUCAUGAAACCUCCCCACUCAGCAGACCACUGACCUCUUCACCUUCUCCAAUUCUGUUUGUCGAGUUACACGCCAACUCUCAAAAAGUGCUUUACAGGGAUCAGGCAGGCCUCUUAAGUGGGUAGGAGGUGUUGAAGAAAAUCAAACUCCCUGCUUUAUGUUAGCAGAAAUUGGGUUCAAGCCACUGAGUGUAAAAACUCUAUUUUGAAAGUAACCAGUAGCCCACAUGUUUACUGUCUCUAUGUUUGUGCUGUUAAAAGAUUCCAACACAUUUGCAGAUUGUUUUUUUUUAUAAAAAAAAACCUGUACAUAAAACUGUCAAGAUUAUUGCAGUAAAAAUGACUUUUGCAGUGCAGGUUCAAAUUCCCUUCCAGCUGUUGACAGAAAUUGACUAAUAUUUCCUUAACGGUUCUCUCUUUUGUUUCAGGCAUGAACACUAGCAAGAGCGAGAAUGUCAAAGAGCCCCCAUUGAAGCCAUCCCGGAGAUCCUUGCCAUGCCUUGCUCAGAGCCAAACACACCCGCACAGCCUCAGCAAGCAUUCCUCAUUCCUGCAGCCAAAUCGAGUGCAGCCUCAACCUCAGCUAGGGACUGCAGGGACAUCAACCGCUACCGUCGAUGUAGUGUCAGAACGAGGUGAGCUCUGGCACACUGAGGCCACUGGCAUUCUUCCACAUCUGUGAUACAUUCUGAACUUAGCAAACAAAAGGAACGGGGCUGUGUGAUAUAAACAGUGACCUGAAUGUAAAAUGUUUAUUAUGCCUUUCAGCUAAAGUGAUGGAAACCUUGGAAAACAAUUUACUCAAAUUAUCUAAUACAGAAUACAGCGAUCCAUUCUUAGGUGAGUUUGCCCUGCUCAGUUAUAUUCUAUUGAGAUUGUUCAAAAUAAUCCCCCUUUCCUUCCACUUUGGACAACCUAGAGCUGAAAUGUGAAAUUAUUCGCUUCUGAAAGAUCCAUUUUAAAGCAGCAGUUGAAAUUCCUGCGUGUUGGCCUUUAAUUCUUCUCUGGUAAUUCAACUAGGUAGGCCAGGGGUGGGGGGCCUCUAGAGCACAGGCCAAGCAAGUUGACCCAUGUUUUUCCCCAACCACAUUCACGUCCAUAAACCCAUUAGCUGAUGUCAUUCAUGACAUCAUCUGAUGAAUACAAGGAUGGAGUUAAAUCCUGCAUUGGCUGUUCCUGCCAGUUCCCACAGAAAACAGCAGUGCACAACCAAUUUGAGCAGGAUUUAACCAUCGCUCACCAGCUGAUGAGUGUAGCUUAAAUCUUCCUGAAUUCUGUAGGAUUCCAAUAAAACCUCUUCCUGAUUCAGUAAGGUGAUUCUAUGCAAAUCUGUAUGGUAGGAGUGGGGAACCUUUUUAGACCCAUGGACCGGAUGUAUAUGAGGAUCUGCCUCUUGGGCCAAAUUUGACAUGUGAGUGGGACUCCCCACCUGUCAAUCGUGUGAUGACAUCUGAUGAGUGGGAAAGUGGGAUUAAACCUUGUGUUGGCUGUUUGCUCCCAGCAGAGAUCAGUAUUAUGCAACCAAGCUGAGCAGAAUUUAUGCCCCUCUCAUCAGCUGAUGAGUGGGGGUUAAAUCUUGCUGAGUUUGGCAAGAUUCUAUGCAACCCCCUUUCAGAUUCGGGAGCAAGUUUGCACCAUAAUCCCCUCCUAAAAUGGAGGGUCCCCUCCUUCAUUUUAGUAGAUGCAUACAUUUUGAUGUGAUGUGAUCUCUCACUUAGGUCGUACAUAUUUAGGUUAAGAACAGAAAAUGUGAAGGUUGGAUCAACAAAGUUAAUCCAUUGUGUGUAAUUCUGUCCUAAGCAUACAGGUGACUCCCCACUUAUGUGCUUGUUACGUUCCGGGGGCCUGUGCACAUAAAUGAAAUUACAUAAAAUUGGGAUUACCCUCUAGACACCCUUUAAACACCCUCCUUGCUGCUCUCUCUUCAAUCCAUACCAAAAAAUGCUGUAUCUAAUAAUACCCACAACUAGAAUUGAAGCUCUGGGGCUGGCAGGAGGCUGGAGGAUUCAUUGGAAAGUGAUUGCUGCUGCUGUGCUACCCCACAUAUCAGCUGUUAGGUGGAGAGGCUGAGCAGUACAAAGCCCCACUGUGUCUCUUUGGGGCUUCCUGUGCCCUCAUUGAUGUCUUCUUCAGGCUCCAGGUAGGGUCCCCUCAUGAGCCUCAAAGUCUGCCCAGAGCUCUCUUGCUAUUUCUGGGUAUGAAUUGAAUCAUUUAAUGUUUUUCUGGUGCUGCGCAUAUAUAUGGUCACAAAUGAGUAGAACAUGGAUCAGUGCAAGGGUGCCUGUACUUAAAAUUGCAGCUCCAGACUUUGUAUAGAGGUAUUUUUGUUUUUAAGCUGUAGCCUCUGAUCCACAACAUUUCCACUAUCACAAGACCUAUUAAAUGGGGCUUGCUCUUCUUGUGAAACCCUCUGGCCACGGAGGUUUUGCAUGAAAAAGUCAGGACGACAUGACUGCAGUCACUCUUGGAAUGCUGAUGGGGCUUACAUAACCCCUGUGAUUAAUGACUUUCAUUUCUUCAGUGAUCUACUACGAACUGCCCCAGGAGGAUAUUAAAAGAUGGAUCUGAAUUAAGUGUGUGAGAUAAAUAUUUAAUCAUGAAGCUUCUAGGAAGGACAAAUAAAAGGGGAAACGGUACAGCUCUGUACAAAAGAAGGCAAGGAACCACGGCCACUAAAGCCAUUAGUGCAAAAGGCCAAAUUCCAACUGAACUUCGAGCCAAUAAUACAAUAAGAUGUAAUUGCCAUGUUUAGAACGACAAGGUGCUCUGAAUGAGUGUGGAUAACAACCUUGUCUCAUGGUUUGGACAUGUAUGGGCAAAAAAAAAAAUGUUGAUGAUAAUCUGAUGGGUGGAGAAUCCUAUUGCAGGGAAGCAGUGGCUAAAGAUUCAGUUCUGGAACGAUACGGUUCAUCAUUGAUAAAAUGAUUCAGAUUUGGUCUGAAGAAUCUGUAAUCCAGCAAGAUGAAUGCCACUUUCCAGCCACCUAUCGUAGCCAACAAGAUAUUUGGGGAUCCGCACGUCCAAUUUUUGCAGCCCCAGGCCAGCAACGCAGACUGGAGACAUAUGGCAAGCUGCAGGCAUAUCUGGUGGUCUGCAGUUGAUUUGACUCGCAGGUUGCAAAGGCAUAAUUAUGUGCUGCACUGAAAGAAUGUGCUACUUGUAAACUUUUCUUUCCUGGUUUGUACAUGAUGAGACAAAGUUUAAAGGUUCUGUGGUUUGUAACAAAAAGGAGCUUCCCAUUAUGUCUCAUACAGAAACGGGGUUUGUUCAAGCCACGGUAUAUUAUAGCAGUCUACACUGGGACGUGGUUGGCGCUGUGGGUUAAACCACAGAGCCUAGGACUUGCCGAUCAGAAGGUCGGCGGUUCGAAUCCCCACGACGGGGUGGGCUCCCAUUGCUCGGUCCCUGCUCCUGCCAACCUAGCAGUUCGAAAGCACAUCAAAGUGCAAGUAGAUAAAUAGGUACUGCUCCGGCGGGAAGGUAAACGGCGUUUCCGUGCGCUGCUCUGGUUCGCCAGAAGUGGCUUAGUCAUGCUGGCCACAUGACCCGGAAGCUGUACGCCGGCUCCCUCGGCCAAUAAAGCAAGAUGAGCACUGCAACCCCAGAUUCGGCCACGACUGGACCUAAUGGUCAGGGGUCCCUUAACCUUAAUCUUAACACUGGGCUACCCUUGAUGGUCUGUAAACUGCAGCUAUGCAGGGGGAGGGUGAAACUGGCAAAAGUCACCACCCUAUUCAUUCAUUAGAAGGUUUCACCAGAUUGCAGUCUUUCCGCAACUGGAAGAAGACUUUCUGUUCAUGGAAUAGACAGUCUGGAUCCAGACCUCUGUUUUGAAUGUGGUUACUUUCCAUUAUACAAGUGCUGAAAUUUAUAUAUGGCAGAAGUUUCACAGAGAAGAAGUUUUAUGCACAAAGACAUAAAGCAUGUUCCCUCUUUAAUAAGAGAAAACACAGUUUACUUUUAGACACACAAUGGAAACACUCCCAACACAUCAAUCAGUUUGUGGAGUAAUCUGUAGAGUCAGCAUAUAAAUUAACCUACAUGCCACCUUGAGAUUUCAAAUAAAUUGCAAAAAAAGCUUAGCAAAACUGUGUUUAAAAUGUUGACCAUGUGCCUGAGCAUAGGAGGCACUAAACAAGCUUUUCUUAGGGGAAUGGCUGUGCAUAGAUAAAAUCUGUGAAGAAUCUGUGCUUUGGUUUUUAAAGAUGACACAGCUGAAAUCAUCAAAGGAAGCCGAGUAAUUAAAGGAAAUCAAUGUUUGCUUUACUAUUUGAUGUUCAGAAUCCGUGUGAACUACUUUUAGUGGAUCUCUUUCUUUCUUUUUAGUUUUAACAGAUAGUAAUCUUUGCAUCCCAAGCAGUAAUGCUUUUUUGUAUAUGCUAUAAUUUAAUUUUCAAAUUCCUUUUUUGUUGGCUCCAGGAUCACUGGAAUGGUGCAAAUGUAACUGUUCCAUGACUGAGAGUUAAAAAAUGUGCUGUGGAUUUGAAUGCUCCCUUCUCUACUCCCAGUGAAUUCUGCCAUGCCUUCCACAAAUUGUGGUAACUACAGCAUUAUAUGUGCUGUAUAUUAUAUCAGCAUUAAGAAUAUUUACCAGCAUUAAGAAUAUUUACCAUUAGAUUUCUAGAACAUAAUUUGUCUGAAAAUUGGUAAAUAAGAAUCAGUGAGAUUCAUCCAUGAAUAUGGGUUUAAUGCACACCAUAAACUUUUGCAAUAGAAUCUGAGAACUUCCUUGCCACUGUAAUAUCCUAGAUUGUAGAAUAUAUUCCUUUAGUAGAUUCAGGGACUCCCAGCUCUUUGGCACAGAGAUCAUUAGUGCUAUUUUUAGGAUUCUGAAGUUGCCAGCAUCUGUGUCACAUGCAUAUUAAUAGCCUGCCAUGUUCUCUUGCAUGCCAGUCGGUGAGUUUGAAUUUGGGUACUCCAAAAAAUAAAAAAAACAAAAAAAACUGUCUUCUUCAAUAUUUCACCUUGGUCAUGAAAUAUUACUUAUGUACUAAGUUAAACUAAAUUAUAGAUGAUGAUACUGCAUCAUUUGGAUGGAGUGAAGUGUUGUGUUGUGUGUGGUCAUCUAAGACACAAUUAAUUCAUGAAAGAGUAAUUGAAAUAAGGGACUCAGUGGAAAUCAAAUUACUUUUCCAGACAGCAAAGACGCAGAAGGUGUGAAAAUUAAUGGCUACUACUGCCCUCAACCUGCCGUCCACCACAAAGAGCUGUGCUGAUCUUGUAUCUUUACGAUGGUGUUCCAGUACUUAGAAUCAAUACAUUAUUUCGCUAGGAUAAUGAUGAAACUAGCCUAGUGAAAAAUUCCAUUCUGCUGUUGGAAUUCUAUGUGAAUUAAGUAAUCAUUCCAGGGUGUCUUCUUAGAAGACUGGCUUAAUGAAUGGUCUGAAGAUGAAACUUACAUGAUUCACAAAUCUACUCCCAAAUAAUGUGUGUGUUUGUAUAUGCACAAGGGUGCUUGUAAAGGCAGCUUUCAUCUCUGCAGCUUAAUCAUCACAUUUAUUAGUCAUAAAAAAAUUCAAAGCUCGCUAAGGGUGAGGGUGGGGAAUUUCAAAUCAUCUCUAAGAGUGGGAUAAGGGUUUCACUUCCCUAAAGAUUACAUAGUAGUUCAACUGCUUUACAAAACAAGGGCCUAAGAAAUAUUGGCUUGGAUUCAGAGUUCCUAAUCGUACGAUACUGGGAAAAGAGGAGGUGGGAGAUUUUGUGAUCCAUGAAAAGCUACUGUUGGGAUCUGGGGCAUCGUCUGAAAACAACCCAUCAAAAUCAAUAGGGCUUGGUUGUCAAUCUCUCUCUCUCUCUCUCUCUCUCUCUCUCUUUCCCUCUUCCCCCCCCCCCCAACUCGGUCUUAAUUUUAGUUUGCUCCAGUUCUACAUCAGUUUACGAACAAUUUUUUAAGUCUGCAUGGAAAAGUAUAUGCAUUCUCUGUGCAUUUCUGUCAGUCCUUUCUUCGUCUUCUUUUACAAGCAAUUUCCACAGGACAAUGCAUUUCUGUAUAUGCACAAAUAUCCAGGCUGUGUACAAGUAACUCAAAAUUUAUACAUAUUAACUUGAGUGCAUUCAGCUUUAUGUGGUUGGCAACAAUUUUUUAAAAAAAAUUAAGGUGGCAAAAAGGGAGCAGGCACUGGCGGGGACCCUUUGGUCUUUUAAAAGGUGAGGGUUUUUUGGGAGGGGUUAUUGGGUAGAUUUUGUUUUGAUUAUGUAUUUUGUGGUUUUAUAUUUUGAUUUUAUUCUGUAAACCGUCCUAAGACCUCAAGGUAUAGGGUGGCAUAUAAAUUCAAUUAUUAUUAGUAUUACUACUAAUAAUAAUAUCACCCACAAUUAGACCCAAUGUAUUUUUACUAUACACAAUUUUGAUUUUAUGCACUAUCCCCAGAAUGUAACCCACUGUAUACACUUUCCCUUCAUAUAUGCUUUUUUGUACACAAAUUUUGGUUGGAGAACAGCACCACAAAAUUCAGAGAGCUGCAAAAUUUGAAAGAGUCGUGUUUCAAUCUGCAUAUUGCUGUAGGGAGUGCAAAUUAAGUGUGUAGUGAAUAAAUUUCACUCCUAUCCCUACUUGUUUCUGAGUAAGGCUUCUUUUGCACAUGUUAGAUCUGGCUCUGGAGAGCUUAAAUUUGGCUAGAUCAUGCCUAUCAUGUUUUCAAUCUAUUUUUGAAUUGACAAAAUCAUGAUUUUUUGCUUCUGCCUACUGCAUAUUUACUCAGCUGUAUUAAUGCUGAGUUCAGUGGGAUUCAUUCCCAAGUAAAUGUGCAUGUCAUUACACCCUAAGUUGUGUCCCAAAUAUUUAGCUUUGAAGAAAACAAGGAAACUACCAUCCCGGUCACCAAAUUUGAAAUCAGAACUGCAUGAAUUGCAAAAUACCAUAAUGGAAGAUUGCACCCCCAUUUUUACCACAGUGUAUUAUUAUCUGCAUAGGUGCUAUUAAAAAAUUAUAGUCUCUUGUAGCGAAUAUCAGAAGAAAUGUUAAUACUGUAGUAAAACAAACAAAAAACCUGAAGAAAUCCUGUGUGAGAUAUUUUUAGUUUUGUAUACAUUAUUGUAAGCAUUGGCAGGCAAAGCAUUGCAAUAAUAGCAAACAAAAAGUGUUGACCGUGCUUUUAGAAAGUGUUUGUAGUACUCUCCCAAAAAAAUCAAUGUUUGGCUUUGCUCAUUGUCUAUUACUUUUGUGGCCUGCAAGCACUGUGCUUUGCUGAAAAAGCAAAGCACAAAACAAAGCAGCUCCUUAAAAUUUCUAUAGCUAUUGAAGAUGUUCCCCCAUUCUUGGCUUCAUUUGAUGGCCAGAACACCUGAGAAUUAUUCAUCUCUGAGUGGAGAAUGGAAUGUGAAUCCUCCAGUUGUUCAGCAGCAUUCAGCAGGGAGAGCAAGCAGGGUGGUGUUAUGUGCCUGGCUUCCCAAUCUGAGCAUAGUUGCCAUUUUCUGAGAGGGCAAGGGGUCAGGCUCAGUGCAGUGUUAGUAUGGCAGCAGAGCCAAUUCAGUGCUCCUGUUGCCCAUGCUACACUGAACUCCCCAUGCUUCACCCCUUCCCCUUCUGAAAGCUCUUCAGAACUAAGCAAAUUAAAAAUGCUUAUGGUAAAUUUUGGAUUUUUCAUUACAAAUAGGGCACUGGAAGGUGAUGGGAACAUGUGACAGAGAAAUGAAAGGUGGAUCAUUAUGGGAAUUGUUCUUGUAGCUUUUCUAGAAUGUCUCCAUAGUCAUAUCAAAUGAGUCCAUCUGUUUUUGGUAUUUUUCCCCCUCUCAGACAUAGGAAGAGAAAAAGACACAUAUACAGAUGAUUCAGAACAUGGGAAUUAUGAUUCUCGUACAGAUCAGUCUCUGCUUAUUAAAAAUACGCCUACGAGACAGAAACCAGAGACUCGGACUAAGUCAUCAUUGAAGGUAAUGAAUUAUAGGAUAUGGUUUUUGCAAUGUAUUGUUAUUUCUGCUAUCGGGAUGGUUCACUUUUAAACAUGCAUUAGGUUGGUCCAUUACAGACAAACGGAUUGACCACUGUAAUGUAAUACUAGAGCUAUGAGGCUGAUAAAGUCUAAGAGAAGUCUUCCAAGUAUGAAAUGUCAGAAUAGAUUAAAUUAAAGAGCUAGGAUUAGUCCAUGUGAUGUUGCCAUGUUCUCACCAGUGCAAUAAUUGUUUGUUUAGUGUCUUCUCAGUUUAAGAUUUUCAGGGCUAUUUAAUGAAAGGACAGACAGACAGAAGGGACAAGGAUUUUACAUGGUACAGAUAAUCUUGAUUUGUUUAGUCAGUGACCCAUGGCCAGAAGAUGUGAUGGAUUGUACAUCACACAUAUAUGAGUCAAUUUUGAGGUUACACAGUUUCCUGGUUUAGAAGUAACACGAUCUGCUUACCUGAGGCAACCAAUUCUUCACCUGUGAUAUCAAUCUGACAUAAAAUCCAUUCCAUUAAUAAAAGGUCCUCUAAGAUAAAGGAUAAAGGAUCAUCUGUAUUGUAACAAAUAAAAUAUGGCAAGCUGAUAUUAAGCACAAGUCCCUAAAUGAUAACAUGCAUGGCUAUAGCAAUGGAUCCUUCCAUUUUCAAAUACCUUCAGUUUAUGUAUGCAAAGAUUGCAUGGGGAAAAGUGAAUUCAUGUCUGUCGGAAGGUUUAUGGUGCAUUUAGAACCAUAUGUCAAUGGUUGCCAUUUGAGGAUUGUGUCAAAUUUGAAAGUGUUAUUAGGUAAUUAUGCUAAAGUGAAGAAAGAAAGUGUGUGAGUGGAACACCCAAAUUUCAUAUGCCUGAAAAACUAGGGAAGGAAUUCAGUGUCAAGCUCUUCUGAUUAUUCUGUCAGCACAAGUAUUUAUGCUUGCCAGAUGGAAACUACCCUUUCCCCCUCUGCGUGCUGUUCUUGGGGUUCUUCUGAGCCUACAGAGCAGAUUUGGGGAAGGAGGAAAGCCCCAUUUUGCUAGUAGGAGCCCUGUUCUCAGCUGCUGGACCUGGCUUGUCAGAUGGUGAGAGGCUCAGCAUGUGCUAAGCUAUCAGGAGGAAGGGGAUAGCUGUGGAUGGUGAGAGGACUGAAGUCUCUCCUCUUACCUUCUUUCUCCUGUUUGUCUCCUUGCCUUGAAUAGUGGUCCCUUACUUCCUGGACCUCAUCAAAGUGUGGGCAGGUAUCACUGAUCUGAUUGGCUGCAGGAUGAUGGGACACUGCCACCUGCAAAGUUCUCCAGUACAGGGUUAAACUACUUGUGCCUGUGUGGAUAUUCUCUCUGAAACUGGUUUUUAUUCAAAAGUGUGAGUCUGCAUUAAAAGUAUGCUCAAUGGGUAGAGGGGUGGCACAUCUCCAUCCCUUUUGGCCCUAUUAUUAAUUCAAAAUUAGUCUUCUGAGUAAGAAAAAGAAACAUUUUUUUUCUUUUACCCCAUGAAGCGAAAUGUGGCUUGAAAGUGGUGACUUUGCUAACAAUAAUGGCUUAAGCAGAUUCUUCCUUCCAAUGAAGAUGUUGUGGGCCAGCCUUCAGGAAAAUGGAAAAACUUGGGAAGUUUGCUGCUAUGGCCUAACCCUAACCCAUUGCCUCAGAUUUGAAUAAGGAAAGAAAAGGCAUGAUAAUGUCAGGUUUGAGAUAGAAUGGUUUUAUGGAAAUCAUAUAAUUGUGACCAUAUAUAAUUUGUCCACUUGUAAUGCAUUUAAAAACCAAUGCUAUAGACCUGUAACUUUCUGCGUCUUUGGCAGGACAAUAUCCUUUCUUUAAAAUUAAUAGCACAUUGUGCUUUGUUUAAGCUUGUAGUAUCACAGUUAAUUAUAAUUUUAAAUUAAAAUAUUCUAAAUUAAAUUUAUAUAUUUGUCAAGAAAAGAAAAGAAAAGAAAAAGAAAACCCAUGAGGAAAACAUAUACGAGAUUAAUUGUCGCAUUUAGUUUGUGUCACAAACAGAGGGAAGUUUGUUGUAAUCUGUGAGCUUUCUUGACAGACCUUUCAGAUGCUUCAUUGCAGUUGUAAACCUCUUCUGAAAGGCUGUAACUCCUGCAGCUUGGAUUCUUUCAGAUGAAAAGUUUCAUGGGCUCUGAACGGUGUCUGCAUGCUAAUGCAAACUAUUUAGUUGCUGUCCUCAACAGCAGUGGCCAAUUUUCUGUAAAGGGCAGAUACCUGGGAUUCAUUAUUCAUUGCUGAGUUAUUUACCAGUUCUUCUCUUGGGGCCAAAUGAUGAAGUUCUUAAUCCCUUUCAUAUUGACUUCCGCAGGAAACUUUUCAGCAGUGCAGCAAGCUCAGGGCAUUAAAGCUUUUCAAACCUCUUACCCAAAAGAUUGGUGUAAUUUAAGUUACAGCACUGUAAUACUGUGUAAGGAUUUUGAGUAUAAUAUCCAUGAAAAUGGUAAGGGCAGCCAAUGAGAUAAAGCAACAUGAGUCCUACAUGCUACUUCAAGGAAGCAAGGUUGAUGCUGCGGUUUUCUGCAGUAUUCAUAAAGUAGCAUAUAUUUCAUUGCUUGUUCCGUGAGUUUAUUUGGCUCUUUAAUUGCCCUCACUCCCUAAUCAUACAGUCAUGCCAAGUACCUGCUCCCUGCUGGACAUGGUCCCUUCAAAGUCUCCAUCAGUUGUACUACCUCACUUUGGGUUCCAGUUACUCCUGUUCACUCACCAAAGGAUUCUGCCACUAGCCAUGGCUAUCUUCCCUUCCUUUACUGUUAACAGGAUCCACUCUUCUAGCCUUCCAUAAUCCUCUAGUGUUCAGAAAUAUAAACUGAACCUGUGUAGACUGGGCUUUGGAUUUUAUUUAUUUGAUUCCAUUUCUGAAUUUCUUCCCAUAAAAUAUCUCAAAGCAAUUUGACAGUACAAUCAUAAACAAUUAAAACAAUUAAAAAAACAUCCCACGUGUAAAAACCUUUCCAUAUGCAAACAAAAAGAACUUCAGGUGUGAAAACAAUUUUGAAUCCAAAAUAGGAUAAAGAUCUCCUUUAAAGAAGCUUGUUAAAAAAGGAUAGUCUCCAAUAGGCUUUUGCUACUGACAACCCCUGCAGGUGAAUCCAGAAUUUACUGAUGCAAAAAGUCCUAAAUAUCAAAUGCCAAACACUUGUGAUAAACUGCUGAAACUAGAGAUUAUUUAUUGCCAAGAGCAAUGUCACAAUUCAUCAUGGCCUAUAACGUUUGCAGUUGUCCGAUCUUUGACAGACCGCUGCAUAAUGACUUCUUGGAAGAUGUGUUACUGUGUCAGCAGAUUUGGGUAUGAUUUUCCAUCACCACGAAUUGCUGCGUUAGAAUCACCUGUGGGCAUGUAUGUUUUCAAUUUAUUCAACUCAGAGUAAAUGGGUGCUGGUUACGUAACCUUCAGGGGUGCUAAAGGCACUGGAUUAGUAUCUCCUAAGAAAAACACCUGCUGUCCUCUUGUUCAAGUGUGUGAACAAACGUAUGGAGUAUAACUGGGUUUCUUUUAAAAAUGAAGAUUUGGUUAAGACUGAACUGUAUUUACCGGCAUCAUUCUUCUGUGCCAUUUUUAUAGUGGAAUUGUGCAUUUUAUUUUAUUUUAUUAUGUUGGGAACCAGGAUUAUUCUUCAUUGGGUGAUGAAGGGGAGGACUCCAAACCUGAAGGGGAAAGGCACACAGGGCCAGACCCAGAACAACUGCUGUGAGAUUGAACCUGCAGGGCCAGCCCAAAGAUGUGGCACAGACACUGCCAUUCUCUGACUAAGAGAAGCCCCAGGUGGACCUCAGGCUCCCCAGCUCCAUCGCAGUAGCAGAUAAGUGCAGAAGACUGGUGGCUUUUAAGUAGAGUCAAAGAGAAAAACAACUACAGUGGUACCUCGGGUUACAUACGCUUCAGGUUACAGACUCCGCUAACCCAGAAAAAGUACCUCCGGAUGAGAAUAGAAAUCAUGCUCCGGCGGUGCGGCAGCAGCAGGAGGCCCCAUUAGCUAAAGUGGUGCUUCAGGUUAAGAACAGUUUCAGGUUAAGAACGGACCUCUGGAAUGAAUUAAGUACUUAACCCGAGGUAGCACUGUACCAGACUUUGGGAAGACAUCUGAAGGCAGCCCUGUUUAGGGAAGCUUUUAAUGUUUAACAGACCAUUGUAUUUUAUUUUUUUGUUGGAAGCCACCCAGAGUGGCUGGGGAAACCCCAGCAGACAAAUAUGGGCAGAUAAAUUAUUAUUAUUAUUAUUAUUAUUAUUAUUAUUAUUAUUAUUAUUAUAUCUUGCAGUACAGGUACUGCUAACAAUCAGGCCACACCUGUUGCUACUGCUAUAUAUAGUCUCAAUUUCCUCUUGUCCCUUGCUGAAGAAAAUUCAGGGCUCUGUGUUCCCAUAGGCCUUGCCUAGCAUCUAGGCUGCCCCCUGCCUCACCUUGUCCUACACCCCUACGUGGGCCUUGCCUUACUGGAGGACACCUUUAUCCAUUGUUAGGAAUAAUAAUAUCCAUGGUUACUAGAGAUGGGCAAGCUCAUAUUGGAUUUACUUGGAAAUUACCUGAAUAUGUCUUCAAAGAAUUGGGAAAGCUCAGAUAUGAUUUUUGAGCCAAUUGAAGGAUUUGGGGAAAUGCACUGGCCGAUUCUUAACAGCCCCCUUUCCCCCUAGCAACUGUCCUCUGAGCCAGUCUGUCAUCCCUCAAAGACUUCUCUUCUUUCACUUACCUAACAAGUGGCAGAAGUGUAAGGAGAAGUAACAGUGGUGCAAAAGGAGAGGAAAGAAGAGCUCCCCCUACUUAUCACCGAAACAUGCUGAUUUUAGCAGUGUAGCUGGGCAUCUCAAAGUGGUGAACAAGGAGAUAGAUAUGCAGAGCAAGAAGGUAAGGCUGAGUACCCUUUUUUUUUCCAUGCUCAGAAGAAUUUCAUUUGGCAGCCCUGUAAACUUGCCUAAGGGCUGAAGUAAGAUUUUUACUGGGCUUCCAAAUCCAUCUGACACUCUUAGCUACUAUACUUCACUGACUCUCAACUGGAGGUUUUUAAGCAGAAGUUGGAGGACCAUCUGUCAUGGAUGCUUUAGUUGAGAUUCCUGCAUUGCAGGUGGUUGGACUAGAUGACUCUCAAGGUCCCUUCCAACUCUGCAAUUCUGUGAAAUUUAAAAGCAGCUUCUCUUGAUCAGUUUAGAUUUGUUACACUAGCCAAAUAGGGUUAUGCUGUGCAUAUUCUGGUUCAGGAUUUCAAUCCAAAACAUCCAUUGCGAUUUAAACAUUUUAGAGUAUUAUAAGAAAGGAAAUAGUGGAAUGAUAUCUAACUAAUGUGUCCCAUAGGCGCAAAGAUUUCUGCUUGUGAAUGGAGCUCUCCCCACCACCUUACACCCCCUAAAUCUGUUCUGGGGUUCCCUCAACACGCUGGGGCAGAUUUGGGAAGGGUGCAGGGUACACACCGGGAGAGGGGAAGUUAGAGUGAGCAAGUUCAAAUUCUUGUGCUGAUGGAAUGUGUUAGUUGAAUACCACCUACUAUUUCUAAAAGGAGGAGAGAAAGUGCUAUACAUUUUUCUGAUGUGAAAUACUAAACUUUUACUUUCAGUGGUAUAUGAAAAGUUGGUAAGAAAAGUUUCUUACCACUAUUAAGUUCUUCAUCUCUUACCUUAUUCAUCUCUUAUUCUUAUUCUUUUGAGUCAGACUGAGUAACUUUUCUCCAUUAGUCUCCUGAGGCAGGUUCCAAUCGUCCAUUCUCACUUUGCUCAUUUCUUUAGAUGUUCAAAUUAACUAUCACACUGUGCCUUGAAUGAUUUCAACACCCACUGGUUUAAGUGGGAUAUGAGUCGUCACGUCAGCUAAGUGACUUUAAUGCAAAAUUGUUCAGCAUCUGAAAUUGGAUUACAGGAAGAAGGAACCAGUUAAGAGGAGAACCACAGGGAGGGGAAAGCCUUUUGAUGGAAAACCAAUCACCACCAAAUGCAAUCUGAAAAUGCAGCCACAAAUAAUGUUAAUAUGGGGAGUAGAAUCCUGAACCCAAAGUGAAAUGGCACGACUUGAUGGAUGCCACAAGUUUAACUUCAUGUGCACUUCUCAUUUAUCUGCCACAGUUGUUAAAUUACUCACUUGAACUAAUUGGAAAAUUGCUUUCCCAAGACCUAUCGAUCAUAAAUUAUUGCUGGAUGGUUUGUCAUAGUUUAGGGGGAAAAACACUUCAGGAAUGUAAGAGUUGUGCAGAUAUUUCACCUGAAUGAAUACUUGCAGGUUAGACUUUGAAGGGGAAAUGUAGAGAUGGGGCAAGAGAGAAACACUCCUCCCUGGUCCCUACUUAUUCAUAAAAAUUGCCCAUGUCUAGUGGUGCUUUUAUCAGUAUCCACUGUCAGUAUUCCAGUGACCAAGCUGGGACAAAAGAAGCUGCUUUCAUCAGCUUGCACAGAAUUCUAUGGGUUUCUGUUCUGGCCUUGCAUAGCAGUUGUGUAAACUGUGCAUGCCUUCCUCAUUGAUCAACACUUGGCAGGAAAGUGUCAUGAAUUCUACUCAUAUUGAUCCAGAACAGAAUUCAACGUAUAGUUAGCAGAGAAAAAAUUAAACACGUUGCAGGAUUCCCCCCCCCCCAAAAAAAAGAAACAACAGAACAGAGGCAAUUAAUAUUUCAUCCAGCAGAGCUUUACUGCUACUGAAGGCAAAUGAGCAUAAUGGUCACAAAUUGAAUAUAUUCAGGAUUGGCACUGUCCAUAAGAAAUCCAGUUGCAGCAGCUUAACUUUAAUUUAUAAUAAGACUACAACCUUAACACUAAACACACUUUAUACAGAAUACCACACCAGAAGAAAAAAUAGAUAGUGAAGCCCAGACUCCUUCUGGCCUUAUUAUUAUAGUCAGCUUGACCUUGACAGAAAGAGAUAACAGAACCAGUUUAAGCCAGCUGUACUCAGCUUCUCUGAAGGAAUAACCCAAACACCAGGAACCUUCUGCUUGUUUCUAGAAUAGAAACUUAUGUGGCAGAUAGAAAUUUCCAGCUUGCACCAGUUUCUUUCACAGAGAAAAGCUUCCAGAACCCUCUUGAAUUAAUUAGAACAGGAAAGAUCUCUACACAUCAGAUCAAUACUUUCUGUACCAAGAAAUGCAAACUGACAGAAAGGUCUCUUCAUCUGUCCCAUCUACCCCAAAACCACUGUUUGUUGGUAGUAGCCAAGAAUAGCAGUGCAUGGGCUCCACAACAGAGCACUCCUUUUUGCUUGUUGAUUCUUAUACAAAAAAUCUCUUUAAAGGCAAAGUUCACGGAAAAACAAAGGAACAAAUUAGAAAUGUGGAAGUGUAAAUACUUAAUAGUUGCCUUAAGAAGAGCAUAGGGUAGAUUCAAGCUUAGGCUGAAUGCAGAAGAACGAAUGAUGAUCCCAGGAUCUAGGAAAAUACAAGCAAGCACCUCAUGAAUUUAGAGAAGGGAGUAGGAGAGCUCAAAGGAGGGGGGGGGGAGAGAAGGUGUGCAGUUCUGGAGUAUUGAGAAGCAGGAUGGGGUUUCUUGUGUCCAGGCAGUCACAGACUUGGGUGCUGGAGAUAUUACAAAUGAAAGGGGUGUGAUUUCUAGGCUCAAAUAAAAAAGAGAGUUGUCUUUGACAAGAUAAAGACAGAAUGUGAGUAUUGUGUCCAUGUCUGUCCACUUGUGUUUAUGUCUAUGAACAAAGUGGUUUACUACCAGUAUUUUUGCUUCUACUUAUGGAUAUAAUGCUAGACUUAAUAGAGCAGCUAGCUGGCCAAAAAAACUGAUAUCAUGUUAUCCUAUCAAUGGAACAGAAGCAAAAUUGUUUCAUUUGAGCUUCAAAGACUCCUACGUUUUGCUUUUGGAAAGUCAAACCAGUGUAGGAACAGAUCACGUCCUGAACCCUGUUGUUAAUCAGUUUGCUUUUAGAGCUGAAUUACUAAGACUAAUGUUUCUCUGAGCAGAAUAGCUAGAAUAUGUUCCUUUGUCAUAGCCUUGAAAUGCAAUUAUCAGUUUUCACUUGCAAAUUUAUGUUAAUGACAUUAUCAUUGGUUGAUGAUCUAGCUGAAUAUGGGACAUCAGCUCUUCAUGUAUUUAUCACUUGUUAUUUAAUCAGGAAUUUUUAUUUAAACAACCAGGCAAUUUUUAAAAUGUGCAGGUUUUUUAAUGGUCUGUUUUUCACUGGUAAAUCACCAGGGACCCUCAUCACCAGAUUUGAACCUCAGCAAUUAAAAUAAUUUACUAAAAUAAAUGAGUGGGCUGGUUAUGGACUCUGUUCUUGUUUUGCCAACCAGGCCCACUUCCAUACUGGCUGAAGUAGCAUCUUCAGUUCCUCCUAUGGAAAGAGGUUGGACUGCCAAAGAAAGCUAUCUGACAAAGGUGAGAUAGCAAGAGGAGGACAGAGGUGAAAUGGCAAGAGGGAAGGGGAUUUAGCCUACUAUCAUAACAGGGACUAAAUUCAGAGGCAUGAUGGGCUGGAGAUUCCUGAUUUAAGUGGCCCAAUUUUCAGAGUAUCUGAAUUUAGCCAUCCUAGUGAUAGUCCAUCUUUCUUCAGAAGGCCAAAUCUGGUUUUUGAGGUUUAGCUUUAACAUGAUAGACUUCUCAUGUAAAAAAAGCACAGAAACAAAAUAAUUCCCUUGCUAUAACUAACCAGUGGCCAUCUAGUUUAGUGCUACAACUGUGGCCAGAGCCUGGGUUGAUGUUGGGUCACUCACUGUGGAUAGAGGUGUCCAGUCUCAAAGAGGGAAUGUCUGAUUUCUCCCUCUUUCCAUUUAUCUAUUUACAUUUCUCCAUCCACGUAUGUAACGUUAGCAUUAGUUGCAGGUGCACUGUAUUCAAUUCUGCCACCACUCCUAAUCACAGUUAGCAAGGCAUCAAUCAUUUCAAGCUGUGUAUGAAAGUUGUCUCCUCCUCCAACCCAGAAAGAAAUCAUUGGUAUACUCUGAAGGCAGAAUGCUGACCCAACUUUUCCACACAUGUGCUUGAACCAUUCUAUCAUCCCUACUGGUUCCAUCCUAUGAAAGUGGCAAGAACUGAAAAUAAGUUCAUAAUCACCAAAAUAAGGAGCUUGAAACAUGCAAAACUCUCCUGCUACAUCUGUUUAUAGGGUGUUAUAACCUGUGCACUACUGUACCCUGUCAUGCUAUUCCAAGCCCACAAAGCUGCCACCAUCUUCUACUAACAAUUAUCUUUAGCUGGGUUCUUUCAUUUAGGACGUUGGUUUUAUUCUGUGGAUGGGGAGAACACUUGGUUUGCUUCUCAGCUAGUGUGGUCCUAGAAAUGAAAAUACCCACAUUCAGAAAGGUGGUUUUCCCCAUAGUUCUCCACUUUUCAACUUUCCUUCACAGCAGAUUGAGCACAGAGUAUCCUAAGGAGAACACACUCACCAGUUAAAAGUGCUUGACAAUAUUAUUUUCUCUCUCUCUCUUUGUGUGUGGAUAUUUUAUAGCUAUUGCUUAAAUGAUCAGUAGAUCAAACUGCUUUAAUAAUUGAUUCAAAAGCAUAUUAAAGUACAUUAGUAGCAAAUUACUUUCAGAAUGGUUAGUAAGAACCCUAUUAAAAUAAAACAGAUCUUGUUGAAGCAAAUGACUAUGCUAAUGGGUUUAAGGUACCGUGGACAAGUUAUAAAUCGCCGUGUAACUAUGAAGCUGAUACAAGGCUUUAAACGGCAUUGUGGAAAAUGAAAUGUUCACUGUUUCAGGGAAGGAUAUCAAAAUCUAUGCAGAAAGGCUUUGAGCCUUGUGGUUCUUUAAAUAUUGGUGCUGAUCAUGAGUGAAUAUUGCAUUUAGAGUUCGGUCACGCAGGGUUCUUUUUUUUCUUUUUCUUUUUGACAAAGCAAAACUCCUACACAAACCACUGGGAACGAUGCCUCAGUGUGGACUAUUGAAUCAAGCUCCUUUCUGUUUCCAAUAUUAAGUAAUGUGUGAGUGAAUAUCAAGGUGGUGAAUCAAGCCUACCCGAGGAAAGCCUGGGGGCAUGAUGACUUAAGAUAAUAAUGGGUUGUCUUUGGACACUCAUUGUAUAAUAGAACUAUGUGCUCAAAUUUGAGAAACCUCCGAGGGGUUCUUUUUAUGAAUCCCGCUGGAGCAAUUUCACAUUACCAAGAAGGUUGAGACAGCAACAGUUCUAUAAAGUUGUAGCAGUGAGAGGCUCUCUCCAGCAUUCUGAAAUCUUUGGCUUUAUGAAGGCUACAGAGAAGCAGCUCCAUGGAAAAGGCUACCUUGACGAAGACCUUCUACCUUCAAAUGCUGCUCUCUCACUUUCAAGCAUGGACAAAAAGGUAACAUACAUAAUUUAGUGUUUCUGUUUUAGGGCAAGAUAAUUCCUAGUUAAAGGGAAAUGUAGUAUCUGAGCUGCUGCUUGUUCGGCAGCUGAGUAACUUCUCUGUAGAAUAUGAUUUGCAUCUCUGUUUAAACGUCUGAUCAAAAACAACUCUGAAAUAUUGCCUAAGUAACUGUAUUAACACUGGCAAAUUAAGGGUCAAUGUAACUAUAAUCUCGCUCCUUUAAAAUCCCUGUGGGUGUCCUCAUUGACUUCAGAGAAACUGAAGGACUGCACCCUGUGUAAUUUGAGAAAUCACUUACUGGUUUGCUAGCACAGAGAUGUGUUGCAUGGUUUGCCGUCUUUUUGUUUUUCUCAUUGCCUACCCAAGAUUAUGCAAAGUUUGUUCAUCAUGCAGUGAGCCAUCAUUUUUUGUUUGCAAUUCAUUUUUAGGCAUCCCUGGGGUCAAAUAGUUUUCUAGUACAAGAGAAGCGGUUAACAUUACAAAUGACCAGGCAAAGCUCAGCUGUAUUACAGAGAGGGUAGUGUCUGAAACAAGGAGUAAUGUGGUAACUGAAGUAAAGAUGGUGAAGUUUUUACAUAUGCUAGAAGGCACUCAGAGUGGCUGGGGCAACUCAAAUGGGAGGGGUACAAAUAAUAGAUUUUUUGUUGUUUGUUCAUUUGAUCAAAUGAGUCAGGUUUUCAAUCAUGUUUCCUGCUCUGCAUUUUAUAAAGCUGUCUGGAUAUUUAUUAUAAAAGAAAUGUUUCUCUGUGGGAGAUUAGAAUGUUACACUCAGUUCCACUGAACUUGGUAACAGGCGUUAACCUAGAAAAAAACAAAACCCUCUAUUCAAACCACAGUUCAAGCAUAUUUUGGACUUCAUCUACAGUUUAUCAUAUGCUGAAAAUCUAGCCCGGAACAUGUGCAUUGAUUUAUAUAUAAUGGUGAGUCUUAACAAGCAGACAGAUGGUUCCAUCUUGUCGCUUCUAGUUGUUUUGUCAGUGUCAUAUGCUAAAACAGCAUCCAGCACUUGACAAAGUAUAGUACCACCAUAUAGCUAUGCUCCGCUUGCUACGUGUGGUACACAAGACCUCUGUGCUUUUUGCUUAUUGUCAGAAUUUCCCAGCAUAGCUUCACACUAAUACUACUAGCAUGAGGCAUUAUCCUAUUUCCAAGGUAACAAGCCUUACUGAAGCAAAGUCAAUUGUGAAUUAACUGGGAAUUUGAGAUUUACAGCUGAAAAUGCCUGUUCUUCUGGAAGCAAUUUAAGAUAACAGCAGAGAGCGUUGUGAUUUGGUGCCACAAAAGAGGUGAAAGGGAAAGAAAGGCAGAGAUAAAGUUAUCAUCAGCUGGCUAGCUGCAUAGUAUUUUAUUAUAGGACUUCAAGUAAAACAUAUGUCACCCCCUUGAAUCCAGUGCUUAUAAAUGUUCUGCAGAAGAUGAGCUUUACAAUUACUUGAUGAACUUUAAAGUUACUGAUACAGAGACAGCCACUGUGGUGCUGUGCAGAUGAUGAUAGGCUAAAACUCCCACUCAAUACUAGCCAGCAUGGCCAAUGAUCAGGGAUGAUGGGAGUUGUAGUCCAUCAACAUAUGUCAGGCACCGUGUUGCCAAUAGUCUGGAUAUUAGAAUUUAAAAUACUAGCCUGGAGUUGGCUCCAGUACCCUCAAUAGUUGUGCAACAGCUGUGACAAUUGCAGCAGGAGGCUUGAUCUCUUUUAUCUCUUUCUCAAAAGGAUAAAUUCGCAACAUUUGGUAGACCCAUGCCUUUGUCAAUUACCAGGCAGGUGCGCCAGCCCCAAGUGCAGACUUGUACCUGCAGCUUUUGGAAGCAGCCCAAUCUGUUUCAGAGCCAGUCUAGUUAUUCAUGACCGAAUUAGAUUCUGGGGGGAAGAGCAUGGUUUCCCCAGAAACACUUGGGUGCAGGGCAUGUCACUUUCUACCAAGGACCUCUUUAGGAUUCUUGGUCAGUAGUGGGCUUCCAUGACCUCCCACAGAUUUUGGAGAUUCAGUGUCUUCUCUCUGGGAGAGAAAGCACUCUCCAUUGACAUGCAUGGGGAAAGAGAGGUGAAAAUGUCACGCGUAAAUUGUUACCCAAAGGAUCAUUGACAGGGGGUGGGCUUCUGCUCUCUCAGUGGAUUUGGAGGGAUACAAUAGAGAAAAUAGGAGAAGGCAUAGAUUAAAUGAAAAACAGUUUUUAGUCCCUCACCACACUGUGCCUGGGGAAUGUUUGCCCUGGGAAAAUAAUUCACUGUGGAUAAAAGCUAGACCUGUCCAUCAAGACAAAAAAACUCCCUCAUCUAUUAAGCUCUGGGAAUUUUCCCAGUCAGUCAGCUUCAUUUUGUUUCUAGGGGGGGUGGGGGAUACAAUUUUUGUGCAUUUUUUGUGCACUUUUUGAACAGGGAAGACCACUGAGCUUUUCAGAAGGUUAAAGAGCACCUGAUCUGACUCAAUACACCUUAUUAAUGGUGCAAUCUGAUUUAGGAAUAUGAGGACCUUUCCCAAAUCACUCCAGCUUACCCAGAGCUGAUGCAUACCCUUACCAAUUACAUAGCAACACUUUUAGAUUUGCAGUAUGUUAGGUAUUCGCCUUGUAAGUAUACCAAAUAUUGAGAUAAAUGUGUGGAAUAUUGUCUCAUGGUCUUGUCAUAAUCAGAAUAUGGACCAUUUUCCCAGACCAAGUUCAAAGAUAAAUAGUACAUGGUUUUGAGGGUGAUCUUUGUUCAGCCCGUGCUCAAAUGUUUCCAAGAUUCACAGUCCAUUUUAUCAUUAGUAAAAUGGCAUAGUUUGCUAUCAUUAGGAUAGUGUGCAAAGAAUAGAUUAGAAAAUUCACGACUUGCCAGUCUCCUAGUUCUAAAUGACCCGUGGACUGAAUAAAAAACUGCAAUCAGCAUCAUAAAGCAGAAAUGCUCAGCCCCUGAAACAAGUAAAGUAAUGAAAAUGAAGAGAAUAUGGGCAGAAUGUAUCUAUAUCUAUCUGUCUCUUUCUCUGGUGUGGCAGGAGAAAACAGCAAGUUUGGUGGGAAGAUUCAAGAAACAUUUAAACGUUAUAGUAUAGUAUAAACACAUUUAUUUGCAGAAUAGAUAUAUAUCUUUUCAAAAUCUAAGCAGGAGUAUAAAGUGAUACUGAGGACUAUCCUAGUUGUUUUUCAAUGUAUUUAUAAAUAAUAAAUUUGAUGCAGCAUAAGCAAUUUUUUAUUUUGAAAGUGUGUCCCAGAUAAAAGUUUGAGAACCACUGAGCUAGAGGCUGCAGAGGUUUCCUUAGUACCAAAUCAAUUCACCAAUCAUCCAUUGUUCUGCAGGAAACAGUCACAAAACACAGGAUCAGAGUCUGAUGCAUGACAGGCAAACAUGGGGACAAUGUUUGCAUGACAGGCAAACAACUGUUUUGACACCAUGCUCUAUGUGAUUUUCCUCCCAAAUUGAUGGUCUACCAAAGAUUAACAGGCAGAUGGGAUCAUAUUUAUUCAUCUCAUUGUUGAGCCAUGACAAGCACUAUGUCACACAUCUGUUUUCAGCAACUCGGGAUUAGUUAGGCCAGAGGGUCCUGUGCCUAUGGAUUUAGAAGUUAAGCAUGAUUUAGAAUAUCGCCUUCAGUCUGGGACACUGCAGACAGCAGUGCGAAGUCUGAAGUCAGUUUGUAGAGACUUUGAUUAAUCACCCAGGUGACAAUAUCUGUCCGUCCUUUGUUUCAAAUUAGUGCCUUGCAUGAAACUUACAAAUUACUAACCUGGCUGCUGUCCAACCAGUGAUGUCUUAGCAUAGCUAAAAUAUAGCGGGAAAAUGGAUUUAAUGUUGCAUUGAUUACAUGGUAGUACAGGCGAAAAGGCUAUCUGAGAACACCCGUUGCAGAUUCUGUUAUUGAGUUCAUUAUCACAUAUAACAGGAAUGCUGGUAUUUAGAUCAAUAAGUUAUAAUAAAGAGAACCUCAGCAACAUAGGUCUUCUAAUGCUGCAACCACCCUGCCACUUGCUAUCCCCCCCCCUCCAUCUGACGUGAAGCAUAUCCAAGAAAGUCCACUUGAUCAAUAAAGAGCCAAAGGCAUAUCAAAGCUGUAGGAAUCUUAUCUACGAAGUGGACCUUUGAUAUAUUGGUCAUUUUUUCUUUCAUUCUUUUACUAUGCAUUGCAUGUAACUUUUCUAUUAGGAUUAAUGUUCAAUCAGGAGUGUGGAACAAAAAAGGAUUGAUUUUUAUAACAGCAAUGACAUUGCUCUUACCUCUUACAAAAAGAAUAGGAAUUCUGCAAAUGUCAUGCUAGUUCAGGUGGUGUGUACAUUUUACUAUAUUCAAUUUCUUUUGUUAGCAAGUGUGAUGCAGUGUUGACAUUUUGGAAGCCAAAUAAAGGCCUUUCCCAAUGAGUAAAUACAUUGCUUUCCCCUUAAUCUAACACUUGUGCUACCUUGAUUCAGGAUCAGCCAUACAACAUCUCACCCUCAACUAACAGCCAGGAAUAACUGGGCUGCAGGAAUAGUGUAUAUUGUGAUACACUUAGAAGGGUGGGGGAGAGAUGUGUGGUACAAUGCUGGAGAAGGGCAUCUUUAAGAAUGAAAAGAAGGAAAUUUACAAAAAGAAAACGAUAGAAGAAGAGGUUCGCAUAACAGAGGUGUUUCGCUGUGAGAAAGAGUUGACAGCUGUGCUAUUUGAGGCUGUCAUGGCCUUCUGUUCCAAAUAACCUCUAACCCAAUCAAAUUAAAAUUUACUGUACUGCAAAGAAAUGCCUUACAAUGCAUCGGAGGGACUAAAGAGAUCUACAAAGAUACUAUGCAGUAUAGUGGUACCUCGGGUUAAGUACUUAAUUCGUUCCGGAGGUCCGUUCUUAACCUGAAACUGUUCUUAACCUGAAGCACCACUUUAGCUAAUGGGGCCUCCUGCUGCUGCCGCGCUGCCAGAGCACAAUUUCUGUUUUCAUCCUGAAGCAAAGUUCUUAACCCAAGGUACUAUUUCUGGGUUAGUGGAGUCUGUAACCUGAAGCGUAUGUAACCUGAAGUGUAUGUAACCCGAGGUACCACUGUACAUAAAUGUGACUUACAAAACCAUUGCAUGUCUUAAUUUAGUAUAUCUCUACCACCAAACAGUUCAAUGGUCAGCGUUUGAGAACGAUACCACUGAAAAUGAGGCUACUUUACGAAUCACAUACUGAUUCGUAUCUCUGGGCAAAUAAAUGAAGCUUAAACUUUACAGGCCAAUCUGCCAUACUCACUGGUGUGGCCAGACUUUGCCAGCCUCCGCAUUGCGUUGCUCCUCUGCUUCUCAGUAAGUGGUAGCAACCUUGCUGCUGGGAAGCUAACACAGUGGGUCUGCCCCACUGGAUGUGAUGCUUCUGGUUCACAUCCUAAUUAGUGUGUUUAAAAUGGCAGCCAUAGAGUUAAAGGUAAAGGUAAAGGUACCCCUGCCCGUACGGGCCAGUCUUGACAGACUCUAGGGUUGUGCGCUCAUCUCACUCUAGAGGCCGGGAGCCAGCGCUGUCCGCAGACACUUCCGGGUCACGUGGCCAGCGUGACGAAGCUGCUCUGGCGAACCGGCACCAGAGCAGCACACGGAAACGCCAUUUACCUUCCUGCUAUAAAGUGGUACCUAUUCAUCUACUUGCACUUAAGGGUGCUUUCGAACUGCUAGGUGGGCAGGAGCUGGGACCGAACGACGGGAGCUCACCCCGCCGCGGGGAUUCGAACCGCCGACCAUGCGAUCGGCAAGUCCUAGGCGCUGAGGUUUUACCCACAGCGCCACCCGCGUCAUAGAGUUAAGCUUGUUUUUAAAUCCCUCUCACUGAACUCAUUUGAAUACUUUUCCAUAGAUUAUGACUAUUUUUAUUGCUAGCUAUUAAUGGGAGCCUUGGGGGGGGACUGAUGCACCACAUUGCUCAAUAAAUUUUAUUGUUCCAUAUGAUAUAGUUCAGUUGGAGUACUACUGAAAAGCGGGACCCUAAGAUGGAGAUGAGGAAAAGCCGAGGGCAAGAACCACUGACUAGCCUUAGAGUUACAACUGAUGCAUAUUUAAGGAUGCAUCCUAUAUGCUAAUAGCAAACUCAUUCCCUGAGUGUGGAUCUUGAUACAGGUGAUAUAGUACCAUUCCCAAUAACAUCACCUUUCUAUAAUGAACUAUAAUGAAUGAAGUAUCAUACAAGAUGGCAUAACUGGCUGUCACCAUAAGCAGCAAACAUUUUAGUGGCAGUCCCACUUGUUUGCUUAGUUUUGGCCUUGCUCUAAUCCAGACACAUAGCUCUGGGUACACCACUUGUGAAACAAACAAUUUUACCAUAUUUCAUCCACACUCACCGUUAUAGUCCGUUAAAGUGUCCUAAUUUUCCAGGGACAGCCCCAGAUUUACAGAAGCCAUCCCAGUUUCUGAUUUGAUCCUGGAAUGUCCCGUCUUUCCUUAGGAUGUCCCUAUUUUCAACAGAGAAAUGUUGGAACGUAUGGUAAGACCUCCCUGUUUUCAUUGGAGAAAUGUUGGAGGGUGUGGAGUUAUCCAACCCUCAAGCCAUCUGAAGGCAGCCCUAUAUAGGGAGGUUUUUUAAUGUUUAAUGUUUUAUUAUGUUUUUAUAUAUAUUGGAAGCCGCCCAGAGUGGCUGGGCCAACCCAGUCAAAUGAGCAGGGUAUAAACAGGAAAAUUGUUGUUGUUGAAUAGGAUUUCUCAUUUUCAUCAGAGAAACAGUGGAGGGUAUGCUGUUAAACAGCUCUACUGCACUCUUUGUUUAUGGAGGACGGAUACAAUCCUUCGCUAUUGAUGCAUGUUAUACUGAUAGGUAUAUAUUUAAAAAGCUUACUGGUAUCAAGAAACAAGAUAGCAAUCUGUUUUAAAAGUGCAAUGAAUUCCUAAUCUGCUGUUCACCUCAGACUGCUAAGGUAGAAUAUACCUCAGUAUCAUCAACAUUGCCGUUAAUAGGAAAUAUAUAAAUGAAGUUUGAAGCAGAAGAGAGAGAGCCACUAACCCCCUUCUCCUUUAUUCGUAGGCCAGACACUGUUUUAAGAAAGAGGAUUUAUUUAUUAGUGGUGCUUAUAGUUCCCUGAUGUUUUACUGUGCAAAGGCCAACUGAAUUUGCAGUAAAGCUUUAUAGGAAUUAUAUCAGCAGCAGCUGUAUACAAUGGGUUUGGAAUAUAUCAAGUGUCCUUGCCCGUCCUUGAUAUAUUCCAAACACUGUAUGUGAUUUUCCCUACAGAGUUGCAGCGACUUGCUGUUGUUAAUACCUCAUACAAAGGGCAGUGAAUAUUUCUGAAGAGCUUGGAAACAUGUGAACAUUAUUGUUAUUAGUAGUAGAAGAAGAAGAAGAAGCAGGAAUGACCCGAAGCGACGUACCAAAAUAGUAUAAACACUAAAACUGAGUGUAACAAACACAACUAAAUCUGCAUCGGCAUAUUUUCACAUUAAUCUGCAAUGGAAAGAAGUAUGCAUGAAAUUGAAAGACAUACUUCUGGAUGCAGUUUUUCUAUAAAAUGUGUAUAUGUAAAUUUAUUCCCACUCAAUAUGCAUGUUUCUUGAUUUUUUUAAUCUGAAUAAUAACUAUGUUUUCAUUUGCAACAUUCAUCUGGAAGGUGUGGAUCAAGUCAAGUUUGUACAGAAAUUCACAAAGACCUUAAGAACAUAAGAAUAGCCUGCUGGUUCAGGCCUAUCUAGUCCAACAUUCUGUUCUCACAGUGGCCAACCAGAUGCCUAUGGGAAACCAGGGAGCAGAACAUCAGCACAAGAGCCCUCUUCUCUCACAUGGUUUCCAGCAGCUGGUAUUCAGAAACAUUGCUGUCUCCAACUGCGGAGGUAGAACUCAGCCAUCAUGUCUGGUAGCAAUUGCUAGCCCUCUCCUCCAUGAAUUUGUCCAGUCCACCGACCAUUCAAGUUGGUGGCCAUCACUGCCUCCUGGGGGAACGAGCUCCAAUAUUUGGCUCUGCACUGCAUAAAGUACUUUCUUUCAUCUGUCCUAAUCUUCUAACAUUCAGCUUCUUCAAACUGUGUUCUUCAAGCACCUCUAGAUGCAUGGGGUUUUUUUUAGAAACCAAAGAGUUGUUUCAGUGUUUAGGGCAAGAGAUGUAAUGUACAGUUAAAAAUGGGUAGGCAGGAAAUGUAAAAUCGAGGUGGUUGCUCUAUGCACACUUGCCAAAGGGUUAAGGCCCACUGAAUUAAUUUCCAAUGGAAUUUACAUGCUUAGGACUGCAGUGCCCAUAGCCUGAUCAGCAGCUAGUACUAAUAUUAGUGUUUCUAGUGUUUAUAUUUGACAAUUCUUGGACUGCACCGUGACUUUUGGUUUCAUAAGCUUUUAGAGAGCAUGGCGUAGAGACCAGGCUGUUGCAUGAUAUGCACUUAGGCAUAAAAUAUAGACAUAUUGCUAGGAACUUGCAUAUAUUAAGAGACAUCAUGAGCUAUUAAAUAUAUUUGGCAGCUCUAUUCUGUAAUAGUAAUGAGGAGCGACUGCCUUCUGCUACUACCUAAACUGUUCCAGCCACUGACCCUUGUUAGUUAAAACAGAAAUGGAUAUGUAUCACUAUGCAAAAGACAAAUGGGGCUGCAAGCGUAUGCACACUUACAAGGGAGUAAGUACCAUGGAAGUCAGUUAGAUUUAUUUCAGAGUAAACAUAUUUAGGAUUCUUUUGUUCAUUUCAUAAUGAGCUGCAGCAAACCUUUUUGGGGAAAAUAAAUCAUACUUACAAUAGUAAUAGUAAUAAUAAUAAAAAAAUUCUUGGACAAUUCCCUAAAAAGCCCAUCUGUCUUCUGUGAGUUCUCUCUCAGCUCUCACUGCCAGAGCAGUCUUUUUGGUUUCACUUUGUUUACACCAUUGUCAAAAUCCAUCAGUGAUACUGUGGUUGCCCCCUGCAUCGCAAAUGCUGCAUUGAGUGCGGAUUGGGACCAAAUAACUCCCAAAUGCCCUUUGAACUCUACAGUUAUAUCAUGCCAUAAAAGUACCCCCUUUUUCUGUGAGUUUUCAGUGCCCACUCAAAAUUCCAUAAAUUUGUGUGUGUUUUUGUCUGCAGCAUUCUUUAAAAAAAGUCUUCUGGGUUUGGCCAUCAGGGCUUAAUUUUACCAUUUGGGCAAAGUGAAUUUCUCAUGUCCCUCAUCCAUGCCCAUAGCAGUCCUUAAAAAAAAUCUUCUGGACUAUGAUACUAUGUUUAAACACACCCCCACACACCCAUCCCCACUUUUUGUCUUUAUUUUUCUUUCAGAAUGACAUGAGUGCCCUAGCAACAUCAGGUCUCUUCUUCAAGGAUGGCAAAAAACGUAUUGAUUACAUUUUGGUCUAUAAAAAGUCCAGUCCACAAAUAGAGAAACGGAGCACUUUUGAAAAGAACCUUCGGGCAGAAGGACUGAUGUUAGAAAGAGAGGUAUGUUACAUUUUCCACCUUUCUGCAGAGACUUAUUCUGAAUAGAAGAACCACAUCUUUAGCGCCAUCUGAGGCUGUGUUCGCACGGCAGUUUGUUCUGUUUUCAGUUCCACAUUAAGAUCCGCAUUAUAUUUGAGCCUCCACAUGAUAUCAAAACCACUUUUGUGGAACAGUAGAUUGCUAAGAACCCAUAGAAGCAUGCAGAGACAUUCAGUGGGGGGCAGGAGGACAUAAGCACUGCAAAAAGAAUUUCUGGAAGGGGUCAGGCUCAUAUGUUACAUCUGCCCACAUUAAGAGAGGGCUGGCCAUACUCCAUCCACAGGUGAGCCUUGUUCUCAAGACACUAAUGGCCUCAUCCUUGAAGAUGGCUCAGAUAAGACAGCUGGCCUCUUACUUUCAGACAGCUGUGUUUAAUCCCAGCUGCAGUGCAUGGCAAGCUGAAAUUUCCAUAACCACAGGGUUCAAACUUAAAGGCCAAGUUUGACACAAAAGUCAGUGCCCACCUGGAUUUGGAACAUUAAUCAAUUCUAUUUGGUUACUUUUUCAGCCAGCUGUUACAAACCAUGAUAUUAUGUUUGUUAAAAUUCAUUGUCCUUGGGAUACAUUGUGCAAAUACGCUGAAAGAAUGAACAUCAGGAUGCCUUUCCGGUAAUAUGAAAUAUUUCAUUUUUAAAAAAUUUACUUAACCAGUUUUUUUAAUGAAUGUAUUAAUGAAAUAUGCUUUACUAGAUUUUUUUUAAAAAAAUUACAGUCGUGCUUCCAUAAGUUUUCUUGAAUAUAUGGUUGUUUUCUAGAAAUAUGCGAUACAACCGCAUGCAAAGUUACAGUGAUCACAGUUAUUUUAUUAACUCAGAGAAGGUGUGGCAAGGGUUAGAGGGUUGGACUAAACCCGGUAGACCGGGGUUCUAAUCUGCACUGUAUGAAGCUCACUGAGUGACAUUGAGCCUGUCACUGUCUCUUAGCCUAUCUCAUAAGAUUGUUCUGAGGAUGAAAUAGGGGGAGGGAGAAACCAUCUUGAGCUCCUUGGACCUUGGAGGAAAGAUGGAACAUAAAUGAAAUAUUAAUUAAUAUUUGCAAGGACAUCAAUAGUUUUAGGAAUAGAGUCUUUCUACUGUUAGAUCUCUAGAGGUGGAUUCAGAUCAUUAUUUGUUCUGAUAACUGACCUAAUGAAACUUUGUGUGUGGCUGGGAUAGGUGACCAGUUUUUGAAUACUCCAAGUUUUCAGACACAUGGAAAGAUCUUAGCCCACCAAUUUUUUAAAACUGGGCGAAGUCUAGAUUGUGUUGCAAGAUAGAGCUAGUCUAGUUUUUUGUCAUGGCUAAUUUAAUUCCCAUGAGUUUCAGUAGGAAUUAAAACUAAACAAGGUGUACAGACAUUCUUCCCCAGGCUUACACUGUGUGUUUGUGUGUGUGCAACACUGGCCACACACAUCUCAAAACUCAAAUUCACAUCUCUUCAGAGGCUGUGAAUUUGGCGCCAAUGAGAAAGGGUCCUAAGUACUUAUUUAUCUACUCUGUUGUUUGGUCAAAAAGGCUUUCCUGCACUCGGGCUUAGAACCUCCAAAAAACACAACACAAAAGGAAACAAAGAGGAAGGGUAAAACCAAGUUCAGGCACCAGUUCUUAAAGUUACUCCAGUGUACAGCUGUUCACACAUAUGCCUCUUCUUCAUAGUUAAGGACCCCAAUGAGGUUGUGAAUCUGCAACAUGUUAGAGCUUCAACAAACUGGUCAGCACCAAAAGAGUCACCACUUUCUGCCUCUUUGUCUACCCUUCCAUGUCCACAGAAAAUAGGCCCUACCUAUUAUGGCAACAAAUCAAACACUAAGGAAUACAUUAUCUGCAUUCUAGGAGGGAGCUAGGAUUGGCAGAGGACUCCCUCCUCCAUGAUGGAAACCCCCAUUACACCUAUUGAAGGCAUAGGCUGUGUGAGGGCUACUAGAAAUGCUGUUCCUAUUAUCCAGAUGUGACAAUCAGCAGAGGAAAUAGAAGCCAAACUGACUGUUUUCCACAUUCCUCUGUCACUUGCAAUGAUUAUAGAUUCACAUAAAGCCUGCACAACUUGAAUCCAAGUUUCCGCCUUGGAUCUGAUGACUUUGCACUACCAGACGAAUGAGGAAGAUGACCCAUUUUCAUUCGGCCCUCUAGGAUCAUCACAUGCAAAACUCUCUUUAGCUACAAGCUUCUGAAAGUUAAAUAACCCAAACUGCUUCCCCUCACCCUGCUCCCAUUUAAUCCAGUUUAAUCCCUAGGGAGCAAAGCAGGAUAGUUAUAGCUGCUGACUCAAGCAGAUUGGCUGCAGUCCAGAGCCCAUUUACUCCUGAGCAGUAGUAUUAAACUCAGUGUGAUUCUUCCAGAACUGAAUGGGUUAUGGAUUAGACCAAUUGUCAGAAAAUGAGCCAUCAGUUCAAAAAAGACAGCAAAUCAUUUUCAGCAAGUGACUACAAUGGUCGUCAGCAAUCCUGUAAACAAUUUGGUAUUUUUAUCAUAUUUACUUCAGCAAUGGGAGAAUGGGAACAAAAGUAAAACAAGGAAACUCACAAUGAAAGUGUUUGAAUGCAGGGCUUGCUCUUAGAAGUCUUUCCUGCUUUGAUCUAUGAGGAACUUUUUGUACAAUGUGAGCUGUUUCAUGCAUAUGGAAGAGCACAAAAAGUAACACUUUGGUAACUAAUCCAGCAGCUUUUAUGCUUUAAAAGCUGUCCGCGCUUAAGAGCCUGUGCAACUCACUGUGUGACCUUGGAUUAGUCUUUCUCCCAGGGUGUUUUGAAACUGUGCACCUCCUGGGAGGAUGCAUCCAUGUCAGCUCCUGUACACAGUCAAGAAUCCCAAUCCACUUUCAAAUGUCAGCCUGAAUGCACGGUCAUUGGAGGUGCUGCAGGAUGUCAGGAACAAGGCUAUCAGGCAUGGUCUAUCGUCCCUUUCACAUCUUAGAUGUCUGCACGGAGGGGGUGAUCUGAACACCCCUUAGGACAGCAGUCAAAAUGAAGACCGUGCUAUGGUGUUAUCUGAGAAUUUCCCAUCACGUAGCUAUUUUUCUUCUUACAAAGGACUCAUAUGGAAAACUAGACAUUUACAAUACAAUGACUUGUUGCCUUUGCGUCAAAGAGACUAUUGGCUCAUGUUUUGAACUAUAGGGAGAUUUGUUUGUUUGUUUAUGCUAAUGGAUUUCCAACCUGUCCAUCAUAAGAUUCCAAGGCACAUUACAAUAUAAAAAUGCUGCAUUUAAAUCAGUUUAGAACAAUGACUUCCUGCUACUUCUGAUUCUUGCUACAAUUGUCUGCUUCUGCUUCUUCUUCCUUCCUCCUUUUCCCCUCCUAUUUUCUUCCAACCUUCUGCUAUUCCCACCUUUGUGCAUCAAAAGCCUUUGGUGACUAUAUCUGUGCAACGAUGAUUCAGACCAGCAUUAUCCUAUUCAUGUGAAGGGGCUGAAGAUAUGCUGCUGCCCCCACACCUGAUUUCCUGGCCCAACUCCUUAACCAAUCCAUGCCUUGAGCAGCUGAAGAAUGAGGGCCUAUGCAGAUGGACUUCUAUGCGAUCUGAAUUCUCUGUACACUCAGAAUUCAAAACCAUACAGCAGCUCACACAUAUAGAAUGCUACACACGAAGGCCUCCCCACAUCAGACAGAUGUGUGGACAUUGCCAGUGGGAGAAGAUAACAGUGUGACACUGUGGUGGUGCCUGCAAAAUGGCUUCUUCUGCUCCUUCUUCACAUCAGUAUAGGGUCUGAGAAGGAAAAUACUGUGUGUGACACAACGGCAUAGCUAGCCACUCGGGUGCCCGGGGUAGCACACGCGCUCUGCACCUGGGAGCAGAGUGAGCCCCCAUGGGGGCAGGGCAAACCAGGUCAGGGUGUACUGUGCAAAGCCUCUCUGUCACCUCCCCCUCAGCUGUAGGUCGGCUGAGGGGGAGAUGGUGGGAAGAUGCAAGCCCCGUGCUGCUCUUUCAGGCAGCGUGGAGCCUACAGCCGCCCAAGCCACCACAUCACUCCCAGGAUUGAUGUGUGGCUCAGGCACGCUACAGGCCCCAUGGUAAGUGCCGGCCCCUGCGGUGUGGCGCCCAGUGCCAGCCGCGUUUUGUUGUUUGUUGACUGAACUAAAAAGUUUCGUGAGGGGGCCCCCAUUUUUUAUUUUAAAAAACUCAUAUUUUUGCCAUUUUGUCACCCCCCCCUCAGUGAUGACACCCAGGGCAGACUGCAUCCACCAUGCACCCCUUUCUGUGCCACUGGUGUGACAGAUAACAUGCCCAUUACGCCAACAGGGAUAGGGAAGAAGUUCAUUCAGGACCAGAGCUGAGAAGCAACAGGUUUCCAAGUCAGCUUGAGAUUGUUCAGACAGCUGCAGGCCACCUGAAUUGCUAGUUGCCCUUGCCCAUCUCCUUAUCUCUAAUUUGAUAGCCUGGUCCAAUGGACCAAGCCAGCAAAUGGCACAGAUGCAAGGCCUUUUGCAAGCUAAACUGGAGAACUCUCUGUAGGAAAGAUGGGAACUGGGAUAUAGAUUAAAUUAAACUGAGCAGAUGUUAUUUGUCAAGAAGAGAUGGUCUGCCUUGCUUCACUUGCCAUUAAAGCUGCUUAUUUCUGGGGAAGAGUGUUGCACGAUUGAGUUGCUGUUCUUGGCUGAUAAAUGGCUCAUAGGAUGACAAAAAGAAAGAUAGGAAGAGGUAGUACUGUCUCUUCCUUCCCAAUGUACAAAACCCCCUUUUCAGCUCUGCUGUGCAGAGAUGGGUCUCACAGACUAGGGCAUCAGUCUUCAGCACUGGCAGCUGGUCUGACCACAGAGUUUAAGUUAGAUGAGAGCCCAGACAUGGUAAAAUGGUAAAAUGGAUAAAUUGUCCUUUCUUCAGUUCUGAGCUCCAUAUACUCUUAUAUGAUUCACCGUCCCUUCUAUGUUUAGAUUUUUUUUUAAAAAAAACCCACAUAAGGUAGCAAGCAAUGAAAUCCAAAUAGAAAAUAACUGAUUGACAUAAUAAAGAAUCAAUACCACAGCAAAACUGUAUAAAAUCGCAUAAAAUAAAAAGUUUUAAAAGCGCCCAGUUAAAACAUAAUUAAAUUAAAAAUACACAUUAGGCUAUCCAACUUGGUUGUACUCAGAGUAGACCAACUUCAAUUAAUUGACUGAAGUUAGUCAUUAAUUUCAAUCAGUUUAUUCUAUGAAAAGCAUAUUGGAUGAAAUCCAUCUGUCAUUUUUGUAAGUGCUUAUUUUCAAGUGUGAUUUGGUCUAAAUAAAAUCUAUGAUUUGAAUUCUGCUAGACUUUGUCCAUCCUUCCAGCUAAGUAGCAGCAUCAGCGGGGGAUAUAUAUAUAUAUAUAUAUAUAUAUAUAUAUAUAUAUAUAUAGCUAUUAAUUAGUAUAAGGCAGAAUUCCAAUAUUACAAAGAAACUAUGAAGUUUGUGUUUACAGUGUGCCUCAUGAAUAGCUUUCUCUCCCCCCCCUAUAUAUAUAUCCUCAGUGAAAAUUGCAGAGAUAAUUGCAUGACUUUCAAAAAAAAAAAAAAAAACCUCAGGCAUUACUGUAGUCAUUUAAGGGUAGCAAAAAAAUAUUGAAAUAGAAAAGCAAUCAUUUCCAGUUCCUUCAUACAGCCAUCUGCUGUCCACAGUUGUGUGCAAAAUAUCAGCUGAUAUAAUGACAAUAACAUUAAGAAAUCAGUGUGCAAAUGAAUGGGGAAAGAUCUAUAGUCUCUGGGAUUUCUGAAGCUGUAACUUCUUAGUGCAUGUUAAAUCUUUAAACUAUACUAUCGAUAUGUACUAUAAUUUUAGCCAAGGUUUUCCAAGUUAAUGGUUUUAAAGAUAUUUGAUUGCCUUUGGAUCUGUGAUUUGUUGCACCUUUAUUUUGUAAAUCUGCUUGUGACAAAACACUAUGGUCUAUUUCCUAAGUCUUCUUCCUUCUCCUUUGUAUGCAACUGUUCUCAGAUUAUUUCUGCUAUUCUUACAGGAAAAAAUGUUAUUACACUGACUGGAGGAGCAAAACCAUGGGCAGGUUGGUGGGUGAUAUGUAGCUUUUCAUUUUGCCAGAUAGUCACCCUGCUUAAAACCAAUCCAUCCUAGCAGUUGUAAAUUUAUUACAGAGGACCUUAAACAAGUUAAUGGAAGCAGUAGACCUUGGCUGAUUGUUUGUGUAUACGGUGGUGUUGCUUUAAAAAAGAAAGAAAGAAAGAAAGAAAAUGCAGGGUGUCAUUACUCUUACAAAAAGAUGGUGGCAUCCAAGACUCUGAAAGAGCUUUUGGGAACCCUCUAUUUUUGACACUAUCAUGGAGUCAGAUCCUGAGAAUGGUGCAGAAUCUUGCAGAUUACUUUCCUGUACACACACACACCUGAAGCCCUCUAUGCUCACAGAAAAGCCUCCCCAGGGAUCCCCAAAAUUGGGAGGAAACACUGGGAAACAGAGCAGCACUCAUGCAAUAUGUCUCCAUCCAAUUUUGGCCAGUUCAUCCCUUCCCCAGCAGCCCCCUCCCCUUCCCACACCAUUCAAGAGGGAGCCUCAACUCUCCAAAAAGCUCAACAGGGGAAGGAGAGGAUGCUAAAGACUUCUUCAACCAGCUUCCUUCUGCCCACGGCUCUCAGGAUCCAACCCACCAUCUUUCUUAGUCCUGCUGCCUAAGAACCUUUUUCUGUACAAAAAGCAUGGAGUUUAGUGCUGUGCUGAAAAGUUCUCUUUGUUUGUGUGCUCUCUAUUUUCCAUCGAUUAAUGAGAAAAGAUAUUGCAUUCAAAAAUGAUCAAAGGCACAGGAAACGUUAGGUGAAAUUCUUGUGUAUGGUUGCAGGUUAUAUAAUUCUCAUGAAUGGUUACAUAAUUUUGAGGUGAGUAGCCUUCCUUUCGUUCUGGAAAUCAUCUUACUGGUGGUUUGCACUCUGCAGCCUUCCUGGAUGUCUGUUUCUUAGUUAGCCCAAGACAUCUUUAGAUAAAUCAUCCUCCAGAUUUAAAUAUUCAAUAGCAACACCCUGAAAUAUUUUAUUGUGUAAAUUUACAACUGCUUAUCUCCUCUCCCCAGUCAUGCACGUGCUUGCUUUGCAUCAAAUACAUUACAAAUACAUACAUAGAUAUAUAAAAAUAUAGUUCGCUUUGUAUGGUAUGUGAAUUGUAAUAGGGUUUCCCCCAUCCAUCCCAAACAUCCAGACGUGGAGAUAUAUUCCUGUUGUAUUAACAACUAUUACUUACCUUGAUUAUGGUUUAGUUUUUUCCAAUGGAGCUGUGUGGUGGCAAAUUUACAGAUAAUGAAAUCACAAUGCCUAAGUGUGCUGGUGGCUUCUUUUUAUUAACAUUGCUCUAUAAAGCUCUUGAUUCUCAGUGUGAGGCAGAACUCCCAAAGGAUAAUCACAGUCAGAUGAAAUUCUCCUUGACCUUUCUCAGUUCCAGAGCCACAGCCACAUGGGGCCUGGCCCCCUUUGAAAUAUUCAAGCUACCCUUUCUGAAUUUUAAGCUUUCACAUUCAUUUUUUUUAAAAAAAAUCUGUGGAGAAAAGGAUUGAGGCAAUAUUACACUCAAUCAAGGAAAAGUAAGAGGUAAACACCGGGUGAAAUUAAUAGGGCUGAUCAAUUAAAGAAGAUUGGUUAAUCAUACGGGUUUUAGUCUAUUAAUCUAUUUGUCAUAUUUGUAUAAAUACUUCUGAAGCAUACUUUAGAGCAUAAGAAAAGCCCUGCUAAAUCAGACUAAAGGCCUACAUAGUCCAGUAUUUUGCAGUCACCGUGGCCAACCAGAUGUCUAUGGAAAACCCACAAGCAGAACAUUAGCACAACAGCACUCUCCUGCUCAUAAUCCCCAGAAACUACUAUUCAGGGGCACAAGAUCUCUGAUCUUGGAGGAAUCAUAUAGUAAUCAUACUUAAGUAGCCAAUGAUAGUCCUACCCACCAUGAAGUUAAGUCCUUACCGCAUCUUGUGGUGUCAAAUUUAUCUUGACAAAAAUGGCUGGUGGUUGUGUGGAUAGCCUGGCCCUGAGGUGAACCUGUACACACCAUUGUGAAGUGAUAAUCCAAAUUGGCUUAACCAUAAAGAAGCCAACCAAAUUUGAAACCAACCUUCCACCACUUUCUCACCAGAGAAUCCAGGUAUCCUGGUUUCAUCUUACGGCCAGUUCAUGUGACUUAACUGUUGUGGCAACAUUCAUGAACUGUUUACCAAGUGAAAAGAUGUCCACCAGCUUUUGGGGAUGAUGGAAGCCUACUGCUCACUACAGCCGAUCUGGAGUUCCACACAACCAUCUUAUUACUUUGGCCAUAAACUAGUGAAAUCAGUCUGCAUGGGCAAUUGGGCUUUCCUUGUGAUAUCUUGGGAGGCAGUAAAGAGUUGCCUAUGCUUGUGGUUCUUUCCUUUUAUAUCUAACAGGGCCAACCCUCUGCCCUCACAGGGCUGUUUCUUAUUUUCUUACUAUAUCUCUAGUCAAUGAGUUUAGGAAGGUCUUCCCUUCAAGUUGUGAAUAUUGGUAUUCUCAUCUGAUAUUUGUAUAUGUAACACACAUCCUACUUGCAAAAAUUGCACCCUGACUUUAAAAUGCAAAUGUGAGAAGUGACUUAAAAGUGACUAACUGGACAUUUUAAAAAAGGUAAAGGACCCCUGAAACCAGAGCAGUGCACGGAAACACCGUUGACCUUCCCGCUGGAGCGGUACCUAUUUAUCUAUUUGUACUUUGAUGUGCUUUCGAACUGCUAGCUUGGCAGGAGCUGGGACCGAGCAACGGGAGCUCACCCCAUCAUAGGGAUUCGAACUGCCAACCUUCUGAUUGGCAAGCCCAAGAGGCUCAGUGGUUUAGACCACAGCGCCACCUGCAUCCCUAAUUUGACAUUAGUAGCUUCUUAUACUGAAUGUUAUGCACCAGGAACAUAUUCCACUCACUUACAUUAUGCAACCAUUUUCCAUCAUGUGUCCUUUUGUGCUCAUUUGCAUGUCAUUAUUAAAAUGUUAACUUCAUUUUAAAAAAGAAAUAUAUAUAUAUAUGCAGUUUUUGUUGCCCUGGGCUGCUUUGGGAGGAAGAGUGAGCCAUGAAUGUAAAAAUAAAUAAAUGAAUAAAAACUUGUACUUUCACUGCAUAUUUGACUAAAAUAGCUGUACUUUACAAGAUUCAACCAUGGUGGUUGGCAAAGGCAGGAAUACUGAUACAUUAAAUAGUCAGGUGUGAAAGCUGGGAAGAGGAAUUUGAUGAGAAUUUUAAAUUUUAAUUUAAUUUUAAAUGUUAACUUUGUUAUUGCUCUGUUUAUAAAAAAAAAACCCCACCCUAAUCAUCUUGUUUAUAAGUUAAUUUAAUGUGUGUUGUUUCAUUUAUGCUGCUGUCUAUUCAAGAUACCUGAGAAUACAGGCCUUGAUCAAGAGAAGCAUGUAUGUAACUUUGUGAACCUAGCAGGGCUUUUAAUAUUUUUUGCCCUGUAUUCUAUGGCAUUGCAAACUCAUUCACCCCUAAAUUUGCUCCAAAAGGGCAUGGGGCUUGGUGCAAGCAAGCAUGUACAAAUCCUUCGAGGGCAUUCAAGAAGUGUCAUUUCCUACUUCCACUGCCUGAAGGCAAAGAAAUAUAUCUUUGGGAAGACAGAGGGACAGCGUGCCCCUUUCCCACUGGGAACACCCAUCCUCCCCAGUGUUAAAACUAAUGCUGUGGGUGGCUCUGCCUUUAAGAUGGAAGGCACAGCCAGGGCUGGCCCUAACAUUGGAGAAAGUGAGGCAACCCUCAUGAUUCCUCCCCACAGGAUUUCAUUCUGUUGCCCCAUUGCCUGUGGAGAGAUAAGGCCCCCUAUUUUGGGUAAAGAUUUAACAAUAUUAAUUAUUAGUCUACAAAAGGGAGACCAUAGUACAUACAACAGAAUCAUUAAACCAUGUGAUAUAAUAAAUAAAUCUGCCAAUACUUUUUUCUCAUCAACUCUCUGUAAUUUCUUAUUCUUUUAAAAAAUGGCACUCCUAUUAAAAAUAACUGAAUAGAACUAACAGUAAAAUUCUGUUUGUCUACUCAGAGGUAAGCCCUGCAGAGCUCAAUGGGGCUAACCCAGUCUAGUUGGGAGCAAGUUCAGUUCAAUUCAAUACGACAUACAUGGUUACUUUAGUUAUAAAUGUUUGUAGAAUUGCAGCCUCAGUGGCAAAGGCUCAAGACAAUUAAUUAAGUAUGUCCUAGAGAACAUCUAUGUCCCAUUUUCUGCAUAAGGUUUCUGAGUUUUUCAUGAAACAGAACAUUGCAUUUCUUUCUAAACAAAUAAUGAAAUUUUGUAGCCUAUAAAAGUUAACCAGUUUUCAGCAGUGCAAAUAAAAAAGAGUUAAUUUUGUUAAAUCGUUAAUGCAGUAUGUUGUUAUGGUUACCAUUUACACAUUUCAAUUAUCUUGGUCCUAUUUAUUUUCAAUACAUGCAGUAUUGCAUGUUUUGGUCUCUUAUGUUUUGUUUUCUUUAUAUAUAAAUGAUGGUUAUGACCUUCUGGUUAAACUGAAUUCAUUCAUUCAUUCAUACCUGAAUCAUUCUAUGAAAUAAAGUCCACAAGUAAACAUACAGUCAAUGAGCAAUAAUGUAUGAAAUGCAAUGCGGAGAGCAAUAAUAUCUACGGGUGCAAUGUAGCCUUAUAUGGGUUUGGAAAAGAUUUUAAUGAUAUGUAGAUUGCAUCUUAUACCGAUGCAAAUAAGAUCACUUUCAGGACCCGAUAUUGAAUUUUAGUGAAAGAUUGCAUUCCUUUUGUAUUUAAAUGGAAAUUUUUCCUGGUUCAGUGCUUCUGGGGUGUACUCCUCAUUAUUUGAAAUUGUUUCUUUCAUUACCCCCAGUGAAUUUAUUAAGAGUGAUGGCCCAUUACAGCAAAGAAGUGUUACCUGUUUAUUUGUUGCACUGAUGUGCCAGUUGUACCUUAUAAAGAUGAAUAAGCCAUUCUGUUAAAAAGCACUGUCUAGAGUUCAAGCAAACAGCAGACUCAGACACUGCAGCACUGAAUACCAACAGAGUGAGGGCAAGAUAUAUGCAGAAGCAGGUAUCUGUGCGUACGUCCCCUGACAGAGUUGGAUCCUCCCCUCUCCCCACCCUUUACAAUGUGCACGUUGUUCCCACUGCUGGGUGACUGCAACCAGUGCUUUGAUCUUGGAUGUGUUUUCCCCGACACUAGAUCAGAAAUGCAGUUCGUGUAAGCAAGUGCCAAGUGUUGCACGUCAGGGCAAAGUAAAUAAAUAAAUUUUAAUUUCACAUACAUGGUCAUGGGGUCUGAACUUGCAGCGACUGACUAAGAACGCGAUAGCUUGAUGAAGAUCAUCAUUAUCAUUUUUAAUUCGUAUACCGUCUUUCUAUCUUACAAUACUCAAGAAGAAGAAGAAGAAGAAGAAGAGGAGUUUGGAUUUGAUAUCCCGCCUUUCACUCCCCUUCAGGAGUCUCAAAGCGGCUAACAUUCUCCUUUCCCUUCCUCCCCCACAACAAACACUCUGUGGGGUGAGUGGGGCUGAGAGACUUCAAAGAAGUGUGACUGGCCCAAGGUCACCCAGCAGCUGCAUGUGGAGGAGCGGAGACGCAAACCCGGUUCCCCAAAUUACGAGACUACCGCUCUUAACCACUACACCAGACUGGCUCACACAAGGCGGUUUACAAGCUGAAGAAACAAAAAAUGUACAUCUUAUAACAAUCUAAUGCAAUAGUAAAUGUGAUAAUAAAACAAAACUUUAAAAUAAGCAACCUACAUCAAAAAAGUAGCAUUCAACAAGAUGUCAACCGAGUGUGCAGCAGCUGAGAAAAGGCGAAUUCUAUGCUGGGGAUCAUUAGAAAGGAAUGGGAAAUAAAACUGCCAAAUUGUGUGACUGCAUUUGGAAUACCAUGUACCAUUCUGGCCUUUGCCUUACCUCAAAAGGCAUACAGUAAGCCUGCAACUUACAUGGGAGUUGCGUUCUGGAGAUGACACCUAAAGCCAAAUUUGCAUGUAGUCCAAACAUAUUGGGUUCAAUGGCCAGUGGGAUUGCCCAAAUCUUUCUUCCUGAAUGCCCCCCCUCUUUGUUUUAUUUUAUUUUUUAUUUGCCAAGUGCGUAAAGCUGAAUGUGCAGGAGUUAAAUAUGUGUAAGUUGUGGGCUGGCUGUACUGUAGAGUUGAAAAAAGGUUCAGAAAAUGCUACCCAAAUGACUGAGGGACUGAAGAGACUCUGAGGAAAGGUUGCAGCAUUUUGAGAGAUUUUAGUUCCGAGAAAAGGUGAGUAAGAGAGGAAAUUAUGCAUGACAUGGAGGUAGUGGGUAGAGAAAAGUUUUUCUGCCUCUCUCUCAUAACUUGUGGGCGUCCAAUAAAACUGAAUGUUGAAAGAGUCAGGACAGAUGAAAGGACUUUUUCGCGCAGCACAUAAUUAAUCUAUGGAAAUCACUCCCACAGAAGGCAGUGAGGGCCACUAACUUGGAUGGCUUUAAAAGAGGAUUAGACAGAUUCAAGGAGGAUAAGAUUAUUACUGGCUACUCACCACAAUAGCUAUGCUCUGCCUCCACAGUCAGAGAUGGCAACGCUUCUGAAUACUAGUUGCUGGAAACCACAGGAGAGGAGAGGGCUCAAGCUCAGAUCAUCUUGGCAGGUUUCCCAUCGGUUCCUGAUUGCCCACCAUUGGAAGAAGAUGCUGGACUAGAUGGGCCACUGUUCUAGAUGCUCUUAUCUCUCAACUCCCACAGUGCAUCUCCACAUCAGAAGCAGCAGCAGCAGCUGAACAAGAGAGCAUCUGAUGGAGCUCUGUGGUGACAAGGGCAGACCAAACCUGUGGUUCCUCUUCAUAACACUUCAAGAGGCCUGUAAUUUGGCCCUCAAUAGAAGAGCAAUAUUUGGAGAGAGAUUGUUUUAUGCAUUGCAUUUGUAUAUUUUAUUGAUUUUUGUAAACCACCCAGGAGAGACUUUGGUCAACGGGGGUGGCCUAGAAAUAAUUCAAAUAAAUACCGCAAGAAGAGCCCGGAUAGAUCUAGUCUAAUGUCCUGUCUUGUGGAGAGACAUCUCACUAACAAACCAAAUAGAGUCAAAGAAUGUAAAAUGCAGAUGACUCUGUUUUUAUUUUGCUACAAUGUUUUGUCACAGGCCCUACAUAUUAAUUCUAUUGCAGCUUACGAAUACAGGUUGGAUGUUUAGUGAACAUGUAUAAUGGAAACACAGCUAUUAUACUUGUGAGGCCUCAUUGUAUAUUUCACCUCAGACUAAAUGGCAACCCAUGAGUUAUGUGAGGGAAGCUCUGAACCUCCAGAUAUUUCUGGACUACAAUUCCCAAACUCUCUGACCAUUGAAUUUGCUGACUGGCACAGAAGGGAGUUGUGAGUGAAAAAACAUCAAGGGCUAGCAGAGAUUCCUUUUCUCUUCUCUAAAUCCAUUCAUGUGGGCCAUUCCAUUCCAUUUUUCCCAACCAGAGCAAGGGGCAGGAACACACAUCACUGGUAGAGCAUCUGCCUUGCAAGCACAUGCGUUUCAUGUUGAAUCCCCAGCAUAUCCAGGUAGGUUUGGGAGAGACUCCUGCCUGAAACCCCGGACAGCCACUGCCAGUCAGUGUAGACAAUAGUGAGUUAGAGGGACUCAAUGGUCUGACUUGCUACAAGGCAGCUUCCCAUGUUCCUAGUGUUGGCAGUGCCACUUAUAAUACUUUUUUUAAUCCCCUGGUUAUGCAGCUAUUUUUCUUCAUUUUAGAAGAGGAGGACAUUAUAAAGAACCUGGCUUCAAUUUCUUUGUUUUCUGUUCUAGUACAACCCUCCCAUUGCUGGGUAGCAUGUAGCAAAAUCUCUAGGCAAAAUGCAUGCAAAAGAAUGAAGUAAUUUUUUCGCCUAAUGUUCCAGUUUGCAGAGAAAUAUGAGAGAACUGAAGAGCUGGUUGCCCAGAAAUCCAAUGAAACUUGACAAAGAAGCACUUCCUGACCUGGAAGAAACAGAUUGCUAUACGGCGCCCUUCAGUCGCGCACGCAUACAUCAGUAAGUGGGAGACCCAUAUGUAUAUAUUCAUAAGGCACCCUGAUUAAUAUUUCACUUUUCCUCAGCAGGUGACAUAACAUCAAUCAUCAUUAACAGAUGGCUGAUGACAAAACUGAAUGGUAUUUAUAUUCUAAAAAUUCUGUCAUCUAUAUUCAGUGAUAUCUUCUAGGGAUAAGCCUUUAGCAAUGUAGGGUCAGGCACCAGUACCAUCCCCUGGGCUGGCUUUCUUUUCUCCAGGGUAAUUUUGCAGUAUUCUCAGAGCAAUAAUACUAAAUUCAAAAUGUAUGAGCUACUCUGAAAUCCUAAGAGCCAGCAUCACAAGUGCUACAUUUUUGUUUCAUAAAGCAGAAUCACAAUUGAAUGUUCCUGAUUAAAACCAUAAAUCUGAUAUUCAUGAAUUUUGUGACCCAAGAGGGAAAUCUCACUGGUGCAGGGCCAUCCAAUUGGACAUUAGCAGGUCAGCAAAAUACCCUAUAGUGUUUUGUGUACAUAAAGUUUUGGAAGCUUAUUUGAAAAGGCCAUUGUCUCAGAACCAGCUUGAAGAUUGCUUGAAUUGCACUACUUGCAGAAAUUAAAAUGUUUCAGGUUUUAGUUGCUCACAUUUUAAAUGGGGCAAUGAGAUCCUUGAACAUUUGAAGUCACCUGACACUCAUGGAUUUGCUUUUCAGUAUUCAUUUAACUAGACCAAACUACAAGUUGAACAAUUCAAUUGAUAUAAAUAAGAUCUUAAUAAGGUAAAGGUUAAGGUACCCCUGCCCGUACGGGCUAGUCUUGACAGACUCUAGGGUUGUGCGCCCAUCUCACUCAAGAGGCCGGGGGCCAGCGCUGUCCGGAGACACUUCCGGGUCACGUGGCCAGUGUGACAAAGCCACAUCUGGCGAGCCAGCGCAGCACACAGAAACGCCGUUUACCUUCCCGCCAGUAAGCGGUCCCUAUUUAUCUACUUGCACCCGGGGGUGCUUUCGAACUGCUAGGUUGGCAGGCGCUGGGACCGAGCAACGGGAGCGCACCCCGCUGCGGGGAUUCGAACCGCCGACCUUUCGAUCAGCAAGCCCUAGGCGCUGAGGCUUUUACCCACAGCGCCACCUGCGUCCCUACUAAGAUCUUAAUACAUGACCUUUUUAAGAAACAUGUUAAUUGUGUGUAUUCAGAAGUACCGGUAAGUCCCACUGAAUUCAGUGGGUCUUAAUACCAGGUAAGUGGGUAUAAGAUUGCAGCCUAAGCUUAGGUUCUGAACCACAUUGGAGUUAAUUAUUUGAAAAUCAUUGGAUGGAAAAGGCAUCCAAACCAUUCUAGGGAGGCAAAUGUUUCUGGCACAAGAAGUGCGUGCUGCAACAGCAGAAGGGAAACCUAGCUGGGGCGUGAUAUUGGGAAGGGCUACUGCUGUGGAAACAGGACAGCAGGUGAACCCAAAAGGCAAAGGAAGUUUACUGACAGACAUUUGAAUGGCAGAAAAUCAAAGGCUCAGGUGCCCGUGCUUGUAUUUAAUGUGUGGAGCUAUUUCAUUCGUUGUGAGAUAUAUUGUAUGGUGAUAUUUUGACAAGUUGCUUUGAAAAUUAAUCGACAUCAACUAUCUCUUCAACAGUUUUACAAUAAACAACAAAGACAGUUUCUUCAGCAACUCCACGAGAAGUAGAAUAGUACACCAUAUGCUGCAGAGAACGAAGUAUGAAGAUGGGAAAUCAAAAAUGGGUAUAAUUCCACUUGGGUAUUAAGACUGCUUGUUGUUAGCAACAUAUGCUCUGCCAGCCAAAAUUAUUGAGUGAAUAUUUAUACUAAAAUAUAGAUAACAUCCAAUUGGAGAAGACGUCGUGAAAUUUUCACCUGGGGACCCUCCAGAUGACCAUUUUCUUAAGCAUUCAUUCAAUUUUGCUUGCACAAUGCUUACGCAGAUGUUAGAUUAUAUCCAGCCUUUAUUGCACAUUUCUUCUGAUUUGUUUGUUACAGGACAAUAAGCAUUCAUUCUCAUUUGCUUGCAGGUUGUUUACAUUCGUUUCCGUUAAUUAGUCUGUCAGUCAUCCCGUAUUUUUCAAUACAUUUCCCCAUCACUAUCCAAACCAUGAAAAGACUAAGGACUGGUAAAAAAAAAGUGAUUUAUAUGCAUUGUAUGUGCCAUAUAACAUUAUGCCACCAGAUGGCAAUGUGGAGUCCCAUUUUUCUCUACCUGCUUUCCCUGUUUAAAUUUACAAUGCUUCAAACGGAAAUGCUUCUUUGAUGUGUUUAGAUCCAGCCUAAUUCUUUCUAAAAAGCAGAUUUGUUGUGCUAAGACAGCAGAGUCCCUUAAUCAACAUUAACUACGCAAACCUAAAACUUGGCAUGCACUUGAAUUCCUCCUGGAGGAGGAGGCAGCCGUAAGAUUCUUCACAUAGGGUUGCCAUAUUUCAAAUAGUUGUUGGGCUUGGGGGGGGGCAAAGUAGUUGAGCUUUUGGGCAAAUUCACAAAUUCAGCUAUUUUUUAAGGAAAAUCAGCAAAAAAGACACUGCCAACAUGGGUUGCCACACGUCCAGAUUUUCCUGGACAUUUUACCAAUUUCCGCCCAGAUGCUGCUUCCAACUGCAGUAUUCCGGGUAUGUCCAGAAAUUUCCGGACGUAUGGCAACCCUAGAAGUUCACAGAAAACUAAUAAUACUUGUCAAUUUGACAAAGAUUGUUAAUAAAGGCUUGAAUCCAAAGGUGUUUUGCACUUGUGAAGAGGCCCUUAUACUAGUGCAAGGUAUCUACAUCCAGUUCUUUUAAUUUCCUCAUCCUGAACUCAAUCUUCUUUAUAGCCAGCCCACUAUCAUUAUUUUGGAACUUAUUUUUGAUUAGGGAUGCAAAUAAUGUAUUUAGUUAGGGACACAAAGACUGUAGACGUUCCGCUUAUCGGCCAUAACAAAACAGAACACAAACCUCCCCCCAAACAUUCAGUUGAACCACAAGUUCUUAUUUUGCUAGAUGCCAACAAAUAAAGAAACACACAAAGCAACAUCACUUUCAUUAUGAAACUGGAAAGAGUAUAUCAACUCACUGGGGGAAACAAAGUUCCUCCUACAACUAAAGCUGUGGAGAUUCCUUGGGGAUGCUUAUAAAAUGAGCACUGGGGGAUAUAAAAGACAGCAUCCUCUGCCCCAGUGUAGGAGCUGCAUGUUUAUUGUGAGCAGCACUUUUUAAUCUAGGAUUGAUCCAUGCCUCAUAGCUUUUGACAGUAACCAUAUUAGCAAAUGACCAGAUGAGAAGCAGAAGAGCAAAGAGCUUUUAUCUGCUUGGAGAAACUUGAUGACUUGACUUGAAACACCAUUAGCCUUGCAUAUAAUGAUUUUUGAAUGGGUUCAUCGUUUCAGGAUACGGAGAACUAGAAUUAGGGUUGCCAUAUUUUGAAGAGCAAAAAAAAGAGGUAGCCUGAGCUGCUGCUAGCCAGAGGCAGGGAAAGAAGCCAUGGCAUGCAGAGCAGCCCUACCCUGCCCCCCCAAAAAAAACCCACACCGCAGACAUUUCCUUUUAAAUAUAAAAAUCUGUCUGGAUUGGCCUGUUGGCAACCAGCCAAAGAAGAACAUGGAAUCCACCACACUGUCACAUCAGGAUUCCCUUUUUGUACGAUGCAAAAACACACACAGAAACCCUGAAACAUAUACACAAGUGUGCAUUGAAGAUAUCACAGUGCAAUAGGCCCACUUGAGGCCUUUGUGUGAUGGCAUCAAGAUUGGUGUGUGUGUGUGUGUGUGUGUGUGUCUGUGUGUGUUGCAAUUCAUUCCAUACCCAGGCGCUUGUCAGCAGGGUAAACCUAUCCAGUGGCGGAGCAAGCCAAUCGGGCGCCUGGGGUGGUACGUGUGCCCUACACCCGGGGGGGGGGCCAGCCGGGGGGGGCUGGGCAUGUGUGGCAACAUGAACAAAGCCAGAAAAUAUUCUUAAUAAGGAAAUUUAUAUGCUACUUCAUAUUUCAAAGAAAAUCUCUAAGUGGUUUACAGCCAGCUAAAAAUAUCACAAAUGAAAUGCAGAAAUAACGUUAACGAAAUCCACAUUUUGGAGCAGCACUUGGAUGUUAGCACUUGUGUUGAAGAACCUGAUUUCUAAGUUGUGUUAUUGUCUUCUUCUUCAUUCCCUAGGCAUUAACAGAUUACUCAACAACGGAACUUACGAAGCUGCAUUUCCACCUCACGAGGUAGAUUAAGUAGUAGUGCUUUGAGUAUGGUAUGUUCAUUCUAAGUUUGCGUUAACCUCCUGCAGUCCGCAAAUGAAAUGUAAAUUUGCUCUCAGGUAUUACUGUUUCUCCGCUCUGCCAGUCUUCUCUGAGGACCCCUUCUUCAAUCUUCAUUGUGUAGCUUUUUGUUGCGCUAGAUGUCAUUUGUUGCAUAGCAUGCAACCCAUCCAAAGCAUGUUUAUUCAUGAGCACAAGGUUCUAGCCUAAGACACAACACCCACAAGCAAAGGGGAGCCUCAGGUCCAGAUGCUGCAUAUGGCCCUCCAAGCCCCCUUAUCCGGCCCCAGGACAUGCACCCGUCCCAGACACAGUCCCUCCUGGCUCUGCUUUGCAUUCUCCUUGAGGUUUUCUUGUUUGUUUGUUGCCUGGCUCGGAUGUGCUCUCAAACUCUUGCUUUCUUGGAUGGAGGAUAAAGAGAACUGUGUGUAUGUGUGGAAGCUAGCCUGCAGUACAAAGGUGAUAUUUGAAUUCAUUGCUCUGUCUGAUUUUGCCUUUGACUUCUGUAAGUUUGCCCAGAAGGGAACGUGGCCUUCUGGCUGAAAAAAGUUUCUCUAGUCCAUGCCAUAGGGAAUAGGAACUUUGUUUCCUGGAAAGCAGAUAGUCAUAGGUAGCAUAGUGCAUAUAUUAUUAUAUUAUAUUAUAUUAUAUUAUAUUAUAUUAUAUUAUAUUAUAAUUAUAUUUUUUUGAUUAACAACUUUUCUAUGCACCCCAGAACUUGGAAGAGGGCCUAAGUGGUGUUCUACAUUAGUAUAAAACAAUAGAAUAUGUUAUUUCAACUCACUGCAGUCAAGUUCAGCCCAGUACACCAGCCUGUAGGACGGCAAGUUCCACCCACAAAGUCCCAUACCUGCAUCUUCCAUGACAAAUCAGCCUUCAAGUCAAGCAGGAAGCUUUGGAGUUGAUGUUGGGCUGAGCAUGGUUAGAAUCCUCACUGCAAUGGGGAAUCCUUGUUGUGUAUGUUUCUCAGUCAGAGGGAGGAUUCUAAGUGCAUUCUGCUGAAUGUGUGUGUGAGAGAAAAACCCUUUGGACUUUCCAACAUCAUCAUCAUCAUCAUUAUUAUUAUUAUUAAUAUUAUUGCUUCUGCUGCUAUUAUAUAUGUGUGUAAAUGCAAUGGUAUUUGUUCUCAGCAGCGGUUUUAUGCUAGUGGGAAGUGCUUAAGGUGGGCCCUCAAUUUUUGUCAAUUCCCAACUGCAAUUAAAACUUUCCACCAGUCCUCAAGAGCAGCUUUUCAGGGGGGUGGGGGUGGACUGCAAUCUGCAUAAACUGGGUGCCCCACAUUGCACAAACGGUAGUGAUUUCCACUAGCAAAAAACAAGUAUUUUUAAAAAAUAAUAAUAAUUAAAUUUCAAUAUUGAGAGAAGCAAUAUCAUUAACAAUACAAUAACUUUAUGUUACACACACACACACACACACACACACACAUUGCUUUUCCUUCUCAUCAUAUUUUUAAACAUGGGAAUUAUUGUGAGGAUAAUGUAACAAUUGUGUACUUUAUACGUAAAUGCACCAUAUACUUGCAUUAAUAAUGGACAGUAUCUUCUAGCUGGAAAGUACUUCAGUUCUAUGCUGUCAAGACCAAGCACUUCCAGAAGGAUCUCUCUGUUUUAUUCCAAAAUAAUGUUUUCCUUCUGUGGAGAUGUUUAUAAUUACCUCAGCUUGAGUAGAGUACGCUCAAGACUGUACUGUUCAGCAUUGUUUAGUAAUACAUGGAGCAACUGUCCUGUUCCAUUAGAAAUGUUGUUUUAAUAUUUUUCUUAAUUUCUUCAUAAGAACCCUUUUCUUUUGUAUAAGCACAUAACAAUCCCCCCUCCUCCACUAUCUGUCUUCCAGGGAAGUCACAAGAGCAGGCAUCCCAUCAAAACUCACGGAGCCCAGAAUCAUCGACAUCUGUUAUAUGAGCGCUGGGCACGGUGGGGAAUGUGGUAUAAAUACCAGCCUUUGGAUUUGAUCAGGUACUCCAAGAAUACUGCAGAACUUGGUUUUGUCCCAUGAAAAGGGAGGAAGGCUGAAUGAUGUUCCAAUGAACAUUCUGCUGUGAACAGUCUCCUUAUAUCAGCCUAGUGUUUUAAAUUGGUUGGGUAACCUCUGUUCCAGGGACUGAAUGCAUCCUAUUGUGCCGCUGUUAUCUGGCCCUUGGGACACUCCCUUGGCCACACCCCUUGUCCUUAGGCCACACCCCUCACCAAUAGUGUUCUACACUCUCAAGUGGUUUUGCCUGACUGGAAUGUGUCUUUGAACUGUAGUAAUGUCUCUUCCUUUCCUAGAGGAUGGAGGGGGUAUAUGUACAGGGCUGUCUUAAGCAUAUGUGGCGCCGUGGUGCAAAGAUCCACCCGGCACCCCCCCCCCCAGGUUGCCCAGUCCCAGGCGCGCAGGAGGACGGAGCCGGCCGGCUGCCUCAGCGUUUGGUCGCCCCCAAACUCAUGGCACAGAGCCGUCCACAACAGAAGAACCCGCCGCGGCACUCUGACCGAUGGGUGGGCUCUUCCCCGGACUCAACUCUUGGGCCCUGGACUCUCAGCCUGGUGCCCCUGAGAGCCCGGUGCCCGGGGGCCUUGCACCCCUAGUGCCUAUGGGUAAGACGGCCCUGUAUAUGUAAAAAAUAAACCUCUGGCUUUUGUGCAGUUGAAAUCUGGCCUGUGUAGGUAGACAUUUAUUGUGCCAUGCACUUUUCCCUCUGGAGUGUGACCUCUGGAUGAUUGAUGGAAUCCAGCCCUCAGCCUGAGAAAAGUUCUCCAUCUCUGCUUUAAGUAGUGUAUAAAUUGAUAUAUUUUUUAAAUCUUUGAUUUGUUUCUUAGUUCUGAUGAAAUGCAUGCUGUAUUCAGAAAAUGUAAGAUAAUAAUUUAGCAUGCAUCUGCAAAUAAAUACAAUAGCACAAAUACAGUAGUGCAGUCACACUGAAUUGGCUGUCCCAGUCCAUUUGCAAUGUGCCAACUUUGCCACCACCUCUCCCUUUCCCUCUCCCUUCUGAUAAGCAGCAGCCAUACAACAACCCAGUAGUCAGGUGAGUGCUGCCACCCCACCAUGCCACCUGCUACUGGUGUUACCAGAUCUACUUAUUGGCAUGUGUGCCAGGAAAGACUGCCUAGGCCGUAUCCAGAGACUCUGGCUGCAUUUUGACAUCUGGCUAAACCAUUGUUUAAUGUGACAUGAACAAGCCAAGCAAACCAAUGGUUCAUGCAUUUCUCCCAUCCCCUCUCCUCCUGUAGCAUAUUGGGAAGAUGUUGAAAGUUUCUCUUCUGUUUUCCAUUAAUUGCAGUUUAGUGUUUCAAGCUUAAACUAUGGUAAACUAUGGGUUGUUGUUUUGAAACAAGCCAGUUUCAAAAUCCAAAGGUUAAAGUUUUGAACAAACUAUGGUUAACAUUAACACAUCAAUACAAGAAAUUGCAGUUAAGCAAAAAUCAGAAGCAAAACUAUGAAAAAACAACAACCACAGAGCAAGGUUGACCUAAAACAUUUUGCUGCCAGAGCAGAAUAGCAAGUCAGGGUGUCUAGUACUCAGGUAAGGCCAAGUCAUUUCAGCAACAAAGUCCCACAAAAAUACAAUUGUAAUAACAUGUUGUUGUUGUUUAGUCGUUUAGUGGUGUCCGACUCUUCGUGACCCCAUGGACCAGAGCACGCCAGGCACUCCUGCCUUCCACUGCCUCUCGCAGUUUGGUCAGACUCAUGUUUGUAGCUUCGAGAACACUGUCCAACCAUCUCGUCCUCUGUCAUCCCCUUCUCCUUGUGCCCUCCAUCUUUCCCAACAUCAGGGUCUUUUCCAGGGAGUCUUCUCUUCUCAUGAGGUGGCCAAAGUAUUGGAGCCUCAGCUUCACGAUCUGUCCUUCCAGUGAGCACUCAGGGCUAAUUUCCUUAAGAAUGGAUGUUAGUUAUUAUGUAAUAACAUAAUAACUAACAAUUUGCUUCCCUUUUAUGACCACCAAAAUCAGCUGCCACAAGGUGACCACCUCACUCUGCCUAUUUGCAGGCCAACUCUGCUGCAGAGUUUUGUUCAUACCAUGUUAAACUAUAGUUUAGUGUUGCAUCCAUAUGUACUUUUUAAACCUGUAGUCAGUGACGGCAACAAUACUCCCUGCUCCAAGAGUCUCUACAAUGACCAUUCUUCUGAAACAGACAGGACUCUAGUUGUGCCUGACUGUGUUAAAUUAAAAAUAUGUAUGGUCCAGAACAGGCUUUUCCACAGUGAUGAACUCCAAUUUUGGACUACAACUCCCAUUGCCCCUGACUAUUACUCAGCUGACUGGGACUUAGGUAAAUUGUAGUCCAAAACAUCUGGCCAGCACCAGAUUGGGAAAGCUGACCAUGAAUGCAAUCAAUGGCCUUCAAAUUAUAUGUUGAAGCGAAAUAAAAGGGGUUUGCCAAACCCAUUUCUAACCAAAUCCCAUCCCAACUGAAGAGUAGUUCCACUUCCACUUAAGGUGAAUGAUCUGUUGCCAAGGCUGGCAUUGGUAUUCAAUUACUUUGACAUUUAAGCCUAUUGUAUAUUUACCUUUUUCUUACGCAGGCGGUAUUUUGGAGAGAAAAUUGGCCUUUAUUUCGCUUGGCUGGGAUGGUAUACUGGGAUGCUCAUUCCUGCUGCACUUGUUGGGCUGUUUGUUUUCCUUUAUGGAUUAUUUACCAUGGAUUCCAGCCAAGUAAGGUAAGAGGUGUGGGGAUGUCCCCUUUUAUAAAAUCAUAACACAGCAUGUCUGUCACUAUGAGCUGGCAGCUCUCAAGCCCUAUCAAAAGUAGCUGUUGAAAUGGAUCACGAGAAUAAUGCAAAUUAGCCUAAGCCCCACGCUGCUGCCUGAAUAUCAUAUGGAAGAAUCAUAAGGUGGGUUUUUUGCACCAGCCUGAGGUGUUUGGUGUGUGCAUGAUGCUUUUAGUGUGUGAUCAUCUUCAGUCCAGUUUCUGUUUGCUUUUGAAGAUUAUUUUGAGAUGCAGCAAAUCCACUUCACAGUAAUUAAAAAUGAAAUAACAUUCUGGUGUGAGCUACUUUCCCUCCUUAGAGAAGCAUUUACAUCAAAAGGUGUGGGGGGGGGACAAAAUGACUCUCUCUAUAUGGAAAAGUUAUUAUUCUAUUAUGACCAUAAAACAAAAACAUGACAAUGCAAUGUAGCAUUUGAAACUAAAAUCUCCCCAUUCUGACCUGUGCAUCAUAAAGUUAUCUUGCCUCAGUUACCUUGUGUUGUGCUGCCAUCACUUUGUAUAUUCUCUUACCCCCUUUGGCAACAGCCAAUGAUGUAGAGAGAAGUUGAGGAAAAGCACAAUGUGACAAUGUUACGAAUUACAAGGGAGCAAGGAAGAAAUAAAUGCCGAGAUGCUGUUUUGGUGUCCCCCCUCCAAUAAAAUAAAAACCAACAACAUUGCUCUGGAGGAUUGGGGAAAACCCUGAGGAAAUUUGGGGUUUGUGAAGGGAUGAGGGGUUGGAGUUAUGUUGCACAAGCCAAAGUUCUAAUGAUCCAGUGACUUCCCUGCAUACAAACACACAGCUCUUAGGUUGGGUGGGGGAAGAAAGCUAUGCCCCCCCCCCCAAAGCAGAACUGUCCAAAACCUUCUAAUGUCCUAUUCUUUUAAAAGAAUAUAUUUUACUGCUUUUCACAUGUAAUAAACUUAAUUAAAACACAGCAGACAACAAACAGCAGCUAGUCUGUUAUUUCUUGGAAAAAAGCGUAACAGCGGUUUGAAAUUAGAACCAUUACUUAGAACAAGUUUAUGAUGCACAUUAAAGUCUCUGAUCCAAAAAAAUUAUCCAGAUGUUUUGAUAGGUCAUGCCUGUUAUUAAAGCAUCUACAGGCCUUUUAGACCAGGCCUUUCCCUAACAAAUAGAAGGUAACCCCAGACCUGGCCAAUAGGUUUGAGCAAUCCUCCUGGUCCCAUUAACCCUCUCCUGUCCCUGACAUUGAUCCACCAUUGCCUCAAGGCAUAACUGUCAACUUACAGAUUUGAAAAUAAGGGACCAGCAGCCUUGAAAAUAAGGGACCAGCAGCCAAAAUAAGGGACCUGCAGCCUCACCUGUUCCAGGCACUCCAGUCUUCCUGUCCUCCUGCAGUCUGGUCAAACUCAUGCUGGGUAGCUUUGAGAACACUGUCCAACCAACUUUGUAACCAGAGAUUCAACUGAAUAGAAUCUGAAUCACAUGCACCACAAGGCCUAUGCAGCCUCAACUUAAGAUGGUUCCCCGGCCUGGCUUUACACUGCAAAGUUUGCAGCAGCACGUGCAACAAAAUGGCGUCCAGCAUUCAAAAACCUCCUCAGCUUGCAUUAUCUAGCCACACACAAGGCAUGCAAGCUCCACCCCCCCAGUCGUUCUUAGACUUCUUAUUGGGUGAGCAACACAGCCAAGCAACACAGUUGGAGCCUUCCUCCUCCCUGGCAGGCAAGGAGGGAGGGAGAGGAGCUGCUUCCUUUGAAAUUUAAGGGACAUCAUUUAAGGGACAUUUAAGGGACAUCCAUCAAUAAGGGACAGCAGCGGGACAUGGCGCUGGAAUAAGGGACUGUCCCUUCAAAUAAGGGACACUUGACAGCUAUGCCUCAAGGCCAAACCACAAAACAGUCUUAUUCACAGUAAACAGAUGGCAAACCCACAAAAAUAUUCUGGGGAAGAAAUCUCAUUCCAGUAGGCAUCAUUAUGAAGGGAAAUGGGAUAGAAAUGCUUUUAACAAAUAAAUAAUAAAUAAACAUUUGUGAAAGCCUUUUGAUAAUCAAAACUGUGGGUGGGAUUCCGCUAGAGAGGCUCAUCCAUAGAUGCCCUGUGCCAAUACAUCCAUGUGUGCAAUGGGCCCUCUCCUCACAUGGCUUCCCAAAUUGGCUUGGGGGGGUGUGUGUGUUGUGAGAGCCCAUGAACCAUCAUGUUGCCAGGGGCCGGAGUCAGACACAGGUCACACGAAAGGUACAAGACUCCAUUGUCAGUGAAGUUAACUCUUUACUCAAAGAAACGGCAUACAACUCAGAAACACAUCCCGGUAGGUCGUGCCCCUGUAGAGCAGUUGCCAGGAAUGAAGGUCCCUGCCUUCUACCCUUUUUAAGGCUCUUCCUCUUUCAGAUAUUUCCAAGCAUUCUCAAAUUGCAUGUGCGUACCACUGGCCUCUGUUCUGUUCUGUUCUGUUCUGCUCUUCUCCUUAUCCUGUAUGUUCUUGGAGACCAGGGGGAAGGGGAAAUUGUUACAGCAGGAGAGGAAGUCUCCAUGGAUUCUUCAGUAGUCUCUUGACCUCCCCGCUUCUCUGCUUCAGCCUCAGAGCCUGAACUAUUCCCUGUCACAGGCUGCUUCCUGCUCACUAAACCCUGUUACCUCUUCAGCAUCCAUCUCCUCCUCCCAAUCCUCUCCCUCUGACCUCUCCUCAGUGUCCCACUACCAAUCCCCAGCUUCUGAGCCAACCUUCUCUGUGGGUUCCCUUGGGGGUUCACUGGCUGGUGCCUCCUCCUGCUUUAUCCAGCCAAUUCCUGACACAUGUGAGGAGAAGGGGGAGGGGUGUCAUUCCGUCUGGCAAGCUGAAAUGUUUGCACUGACGGAAUGAUCAGAAAAGCAUUGAAAAUUAAUUAAUUAAAUGUAUUCCUCCUUAACUCAGAAAACGUGGUUAUUAUUCCUAACAUAUUAAUUGCAUAGCUACACUCCACAACUGCAGUACAUUCACUGCACUGUUUUAACCCUCAUCAACUAAAGUGUCAAGGAACACAAGGAUCAUCCUGGAUUUUCAUUAUGCAACAAGAUUUCGUGUCAGUUUGACAAAUUAGCAUCCCCAAAAGACAUAACUAUUAAUUUAAUGCGUCAAUACAAAGCCAUCUGGUUUUAAGACUACUGGAUUCCAAAAUCGUUGAUGCUCGUAACUGAAAAAUGAGCAGUGUGUGUCGAUAAUGGCUUCAUAGGUAUGUCCACAAAAUGUAACAUUUGCUAGCCAGGCCUCAGCAGAGCUUAGUGUAAUCAGAAACCCAUUUUAAGUGCAAGAAGCCAGGACUGGGAUACUUUGUUUAGUUAUCUAUCUACUAUUUCCACUUCUAUCCCAUCAUUUGUCAUUUCAUGACCCCAUGAUGGGCUACAACAUAAAAUACCUCAUUGUGCAUGGCACCAUAAAAUACAACAUAAGACACUAUUAAAACAAACAAGAAAAUCAGUUAAAGCAAUUAACAUCUCAGUUUUGUAAUAUUUUGCAGACAUGUUAUGUGCCUUCGUAGCUGGCAACCUGGAUAAUAUGAACCAAUGGAAAGUUUGAUACAGAACAGAUUUUGACUCAGCAACAGACUCAUGGAUGUUCUUCAGUUAUUUUAUAUAUUUGUAUAUAUCAUGAUAAUACAUGAUGCAACAACAGGCAUUCAGCGGUUUUCACCAUAUAAUUACUUCAUAUGUAAUUGCUUAAUAUAAUUACAUAUGAAGUAGUUACAAUCAUAUGAGAUAUAUGACUCUGAGCAUCUGCAGAAUACAGGUCCCUUUGCACUAGAUACACAUAACAGGUACUCAUACAAACUUGUUUAGGGGACAGGUUAUUGCUUUUCAGAAGGAAGAGGAUGUAACUAGAGACAUCUCUUUUUUUAACAGUUAAUAUAGUGCAUGGAUGAUAUGCCUUCAUUCUGGCCCACACCUUGAAACCUUCUGUUUUCAGUGAUUAAUGCUGGUUGUAUUUUAAAAAGCAUACAACAGUGCAAAUCAAUUCUUAGAGUUAUGUAACAGGCUGGCACUUAGGUAAAGUUAGUAUUCCCUCUAGUGGUUUGUGAUGAAUUUGAUUUUUAAAACAAAUCUGCAUAAUACAACUUGCUUUCACAAAACAUGAUGCACAGGUAACAGAGGGGUAAUUAAUAUCCACAACUAGACAUCCCUUCAGCAGUUUCUGAAUUUUUUAUUUGAUUAUGAAUCUUCAGAUUGUGGGAACUGGAGUUUCAAACCUAGCCCAGUAUUCAGAUAAGUCAAUGAUUAAACUGGCAAGCACUAUAGUUGAUAUGUGCUUCAUGUCUAGAAACAAAACUAAGAUUAUCAUGUUUUAAGCAGUUGAUAGCAGUUGCUUAAAAUGACCGCUCCCCGCUUAAAACGGGGGGCGCCCUUUGCGUGGACGCGUGCAGCCCUAGAUCUGGAGCGGCCCCAUCAGCAUAGGCUUGGCUUUGCCUUCCCUCAGGUGGGAUACCUGGAGGUCUCCACCUACCUCAGUCAGUUGUCCAAUCCCACCUGGGGGAAGCGUUGCCAAGGAGACCAGGCCAGGUAGGGGAGGGAUUACCUGCCCACACAAUAGAGGGAGGAUCUUACCUGGGAAUCCUCACUUGGCUCCAGAGCUUCUCCCACCCUACCCACCCUCAGUUAAUGUCUUCCUUUGCAGGUUAACUUUUCUUCAUAGGUUUCACAGGUUAACUUUUCUUCACAGGUAUGCGGGCGCUGCUACGAUAAGGUAGCUGUUAAAGGGCUGGAAAGGAAUUUCCCUGCAUUGGCAGGUUUCGCCUUUCCCGUAGCAAAACGUCACAACUUUGGCAGUAUCAGGCCUUGGGCGGAAUCCUUUAGUCCAUCUUCCCCUUUGCGGUGGCGAUACCAGGUUUCCCCGUUAAAGGGGUUUCUGAAGGGAGGCUUUGACCGUACGCCAAAAGGUUGUCAUUGCUCUCCCCUGCGGCGGCGGCGGCGUAACAGGGGCGGCUAUCUCUGCUUGAACAUAUGUUCUCCAGAGCCGGCCCAUCCCCCCCACACACACUGGAUAACCCUGAUGCUCCCUAGGUCCCCGGCUGGGGACUGGGGAGGGAGAGCGCCCAAUGCCUGAGCCAAGGUCUACCCACAUUUGAAAUUUAAUAAAGUUGUGGCCAAUUUAAUCCCAUAGCACGUUGUCUUGAGUCAUUAUUCCACAUGACGGGGGGGACCGCUUGGGAUCUGGGGACUCCGCCUGUCCAUGCAAAGGAAAUGCACGGGUUUAAAUAUUUAUUUUUCCAUAUCUACUUUUGUAGAAAGACCUGGGAGAAAUUUCUCUGUUUUUGUAGCAAAGCCUGGGAGAAAUUUUAAUCAUCAUCACCAGCCAGGCAAUAUCAAAGGCAUAGAUUGAUACAAUCCAUACCUCUGGGAAUAUCUGGACUCUUCAUCCUGCCCCAUGUGUGUGUCAUUUGGGGCCUGGGUUGUGGUGCAGGAAGCUGCAAUGGAAAGAGGAAUCAUACAAAAUCAGGAAGAAGCAACUUGCACCAGCAACUGCAUGCUGGCUUUCUGCACUCGGUUCUGAGGGUUUCUUUCCUGCCAGGGUAUCUGCCUUGGCUUCAUCCUAGGACCAUCAUGUGAUUUGGGGAGGGGGUGGUAAAGUGAAACAGAACUUCCAAAAAUCCUACUGUCAAUGAAAUCAUAAUUAAACUGCUAUGUCCUGUGUUGUGCCUGUGCAAUAAAAUAAGUUUAGGUACAGUUUCCAAAGUAAGGUACAAACACAAUGCUGCAAAUAUCAGAAGCCUUGCGGCCUGUGUCAGCUACCAUAAUGAAUGUCAUAAACAUCAGUCAUCCCUGAAUAAACAUUGGCUGUCUUUAUUUCCUGGUGCAGCAGAGAGAUCUGCGAGGCAAAUGAAACUGUCAUGUGUCCAAUGUGUGAGAAGAAUUGCACCCUGCAAAAACUCAAUGAAAGCUGCAUCUACGCAAAGGUAAGUUAUUUUGUGCUCUAGAAGCUCUAUGCUUCAGAUACGUCAGUCGGAAACUGCACAUGGCCUCUUGUUGUCAUUUCAGUCAAAUGCUUUUCCAUUGUACCACCACAUGUGGGGGACAUCUGGCCCUCCAUAAGUCACUGAGCUGUAGCUUUCACCGACUCAUGACCAUUGGCUAUGCUUCUAGGACUGAUGAGAAUUGUGGGUCAGUGACAGUUGGAGAGCCAGAGGUUCCCACUCCUAUAAUGCACAGUGGUGCUUGAUGGACUCUUCAGCAGCAAACCCAAAAAUGUAUUCAGCUUUCAUGCUCAUCACUUCACAAGGAUUUGCCCUGCCAAAACAGGUUAUUGCGAUAGAACCUAUAAAAUCAACCCAGGCCAAGUGAAUAUCUUUGGCCCUUUGCUAUCAGUGGUGGGGCUGAGAGCCUGCCUCCCUGUCUUACCGCUCUGUAAGAAAAUAUUUCUGCUCUGCAGAGACAGAAAAUGAUUAUGAAUUCACAUCAAACACUUAAACACCACUUCAAGACUUUUCAAGUGUGGAAUGCAAAUACUCAAUGCCCGAUUUUUUGUUGGGGUUAUUAGUAGGAUGCUCACAUAUUCUGGACCCAUGACCAGCAAUAUACCCUGUGUACAUUUUGGCUCUUGAUUAAUUUAUGUAGUCAUGGGGUUGGAUCCAAUGAAGUAAUUAGUUUCAUGAAAGAACUUCUGCUUCAGAAGCUAAAUUUCCCUCUCCUUCCACGUCCAAAACAUCUGAUCUGGGAUUUAUUUCAGUCAAGGAGAGGGGUUGUGGGGCACACAGGGAGAGGAGAGGAGGGGGAGGGAAAGUUGUUGUUCAAAGCAAAAGGCCUUCUGCAAACAGAAAGAAUUCACUGGAUAUAUAACACAAGCGGUUUUACAGAUAUAGCAAAUCUAUACGCAGUGCUAUUUUUCUAGAAAAAGAGGUGCCGGAACUCACCAUGAACACCUCCCUUGUUCUCUUAUACUGGCAAUGGUGCCCACCUGAGAGGUGCCGAAACCGAGUUCUGGUAAGUUCCGGGUGGAAAAAAAGCCCUGCCUAUAUGUGUGUAUUCAAUAGCAGGCCCUACCGAGUUCAAUUGGGCUUUCUUUCACAUAAAUGAAAAUAAGAUUACAACAUUCCUUACUCAUCUGUAUUAUUACUAAAUAAAUACAAUGUAAAACAACAGAUUACAGUUGUCUUAUUUCAUUAAUUUGUAAGAAUUUGUGGUUUUUCUACUUCCAUUUGAAAACAGAAGCAUUCCUAUUUUCAUUUGAUUCACACAUACAACAAAUCACUUCCCAGUCAUAUUAUUUACCUCCCAGUCCUUUAAUAGCACUCUGUCUGUCUGUCUCUCUGUCUAUAAACACACACAUCCACACCAGAGUUACCUUUGAAUCCCACAUUCACUGUAAUGAAAUUCAUGGAGCACACUUACCGAGCUGAUAUUCUUGAGCAAUGGGUAGUAAAUGUGCACUUUUUCAAAUGUGCACUUUAAAUCAUCUGAGGCCUGAGUGCUUAUCAGACAUAUGUGUUAAAUAACUACACGCUGUAUAGUGGAUUCAUUCAAAAGAAAAUAAAACAUUCCAGAGGGAUUCUACCCUAUAAAUGUUGUUUAAACCAUUUUUAUUACAUUCACUUUAAAGAAAUAUGUUAUAGUUGUCUGUUUUGUGUAAACAUUUCAUCCCCUCUCUGGUAAAUAUUUUCGUAUUGGAAAACGGCAUUCCUAUUAAAACAGGAAUGUGUUAAAUUAGCUAAGGUUUGCAGUUCCUGAAGAGGACUGUGCAAGAGAAAAAGUCUCAAGGCAUCUAAUUAAGUAUGUCAUCUUGUGUGGGGAAUGAAAUCCUCCUACAGCAAACUAUUCAGCCUCCUCAGCACUCCUUUUCCCCCAGAUACCCAUCGCCUCACAUUCCUAAGGUCCAUUGCUGUUCCUUAGACUUUGGGGUUAUAUGUAACACAGUGUAGUUAUAGAGUAGUUAAACAUUGGCAGUGAAGUCUCCUUCCAUUAAUAAAAGUGUCGUAGACACUGUGUCUAAAUGGUGAGGAAAUAAAUGGUAGUUAAAUGGCAAACAGAAUUAAUUACAGUAUUACAGGUUAAGUUCGAAAUAGUUCUUGUUCCAGUAAACCUGCUCACAAUCUCUGCAUGCUGUGAACUUCAUGUCAGUUUUGUUUAGCUAAAUCAGACUAAUAUUGUGAUAGGAAUAGACUCAGGUAGGUAGCCGUCUUGGUCUGACGCAGUUGAAAUAAAUUAAAAAUUUAAAAAAUUGUCCAGUAGCACCUUAGAGAUUCACUAAGUUUGUUCUGGGUAUAAGUUUUUGUGUGCAUGCACACUUCUUCAGAUACACCAAGUGUAUCUGAAUUAUUAUUAUUAUUAAUAAUAAUAAUAAUUAAUACCCCACCCAUCUGGCUGUGUUUCCCCAGCCACUGUGGGUGGCUCCCAACCGAAUAUUAAAAACACAAUACAGCAUAGCAUGCAGAUAAAAUAGAAAAACAGAUUAUAUAAAUUACUGAUAAAUUAUUAUUUGUAAAGGUAAAAUAACUGAACUGCUGAAUAAAAAUGACAGCAGACAGUCAAUUCAUUAUAAAAUGCACUUUGAGCAGUUCACACUUGUGCAUAAGGGAAAACAGAAUUACAGCUUUGCUAUAAAACAAGCAUUUAUACAUGAAGAAGUGUCCAUGCACACGAAAGCUUAUACCCAGAACAAACUUAGUUGGUCUCUAAGGUGCUACUGGACAAUUUCUUAUUUUUUUUAUUUAUUGUGAUUGGAAAACAUAGGUUAGGUUAUUUUGGGACUGAGGUUUUGGAUUACAUCAUUCCUAACCAUCAACCAUGCUGCCUGGGGCAUUGAUGAGAGUUGAAGUCCAACAACAUCUAGAUUCCUCCUCCCACAGAUUCCUCCUCCCUUUUCGAGCCCAUUUCAGAAUUAAACAAAACCACACAAGCAUCCAGUUCACUGAAUGUGUGGUGGGGAUCAGACCCCACCUGGAGUACUGUGUCCAAUUCUGGGCACCACAGUUUAAGAAGGAGAUCAGCAAGCUGGAGUAUGUGCUGGGGAAUGUGACCAAGAUUAUCAAGGGUCUGGAAACCAAGAUGGGUACAUUUAGCCUUUAAUUGCUUUAGGCCUUUGAGCCAGGAUGGAGGUUGCCACGAGUGGAUAUGAAAAUGAGCAGAGAAUUAGCCUCCACAGCAUUAGCCCAAUGAGCUAAUAUAAUAGAUGUAAUUUUAUACUUAUUCCACUGCUGAUCCUUUAAUAGAGUUCAUGAAGGCAUGGCCCAUGUUUAAACCCAAUGAAAUUAUGCAUCCACUUUACCCGAGUCUGUUUGCAAUUGUUCAGUAUUAUGGCACUCUUUAAUUAAGAACAUAUUAGCAUAUGGUAGAUUUUUAUUGUUUAAUAAUUCCAUUACUUGCCUUAUAUUCUUUCAUUUCCUUCUAAGGUUACACACUUAUUUGAUAACGGAGGGACUGUCUUCUUUGCAAUUUUUAUGGCUAUAUGGGGUAAGUGUUGUUGUUGUUGUUGUUGUUAUUUUACCUGUUACUGUAAAAUAAAAGGUAUUAUACUCAGCAAGCCUUAAUUUGGAAUGAACUUUAAAAUGAGAAUAUACAUUUUGAAGCUAUUAUCGUCAUGCUUGUUAGGGAUGUAGAUCUCUAUACACAGCUGAAAUAAGCCCUUCAGGAACACAAAUGACUGGGUAAAUCACUCUAGUGCUAGAGAAACCUCUUCACUUUGCAGUCCAUUGCAGUAUUAUACUAGAGGUAUAUAUGAGUUGUAUCCAGUGCUAGUCAUAUGCAGAAUAGACCAGUUAAUGAAUGGAGGUGACUAAUUUACAGCCAUUAAUUUCAAUGAGUUUACUAUGAGUAUAGAAUCAUAGAAUCGUAGAGUUGGAAAGGACUCUGAGGAUCAUCUAAUCCAACUCGCUGCAAUGCAGGAAUCUCAGCUAAAGCAUCCAUGAAAGAUGGCAAUCCAACCUCAUAUUAAUAUCUGUGUUCUUUAAUCCAUUGUUUUCCUAAAAUAUCCAUCCCAUUUUAAUCCUAUAGUAUACAAUGACAAAGAGCUUAAAGGUUAAAAAAUAGCUUUAUUGACAUAGUUUACAAAUAUGUAUUUAUAUGCAUUUAUCACAAUCCCAGCUGCUGGGUUGGUGAAGGGGAAAGGGUGACUCUCCAAAAGCAUCAAAAUGUCAUAAAAAAUAAGCCACAAUAAUGAUUCUAUAGGCAAAGCUGGAUAUAGCUCAACUCAGUAGACCAACAUAAAUCCACAGAAGUCCAAAACCAGGUGGGAUACAAAGACAACCCCACUGGAUUUGUAAUGCAGUACUUACACUUUCUACAUUUAGUCUCUGACUCAUGGCAGAAUGGUUGCUGCUACUGUUGAUUUAUUUAAAGUCCCCUUUGCAUUAUUUACAUACAGUGUGCAGGGCAUGCUAUUUCUAAAAUUCAUAUAAGUAUAUCCUUAGGGUACCCUGUUGGGUAACCAUCAGAGACAUCCGAUUCCCAUAGUCUGCACAUAACAUGAAAUUUCAGUCCGUAUGUAGGAAGGAAGAACUGUGGGAUCAAUGCUGCCUUUGCUGUCAACACGGCAGACUUCUAAGUCUCAAUUUUUGGGAAGUAAGAAGAGUUCUCUGGGGGAAAGGCACCUGCUAUCUAUUUAUGCUCAUCAAGACUGAACUGGAAAGCAGGCUUUACACAGGACAAUUUGUUCAGCAUUCUGUCUUGAAAGCUCUGUUUGCAUUAUCAAGGUCUGUCUCUAAUCUCUUAUUACUAGAAGUUGAGAGAGUAACAGGCUACAAAUUCUCCCCUUCUGUUUCAGCUCAUAUGUCAGUGUGAGUCAGUGCUGCAGGACACCUAACUUUUAAAAAGCAUAGAAUACUAUCUCAGCGUGCUUGGUGUGGGUGGUCAACCCCAAAGCUGAAGACAUCUUGUGCCUUGGUCUAAUAAUAUUUAAUAAUAACGGUGGCAAAUUCAGAAGCCAAUGGAAAUAUUAUUUUUCACAUUUAUAUCCUUUUCUUCCAUCAAGGGGCUCUGGGUAGCAUUCAAGAAGCUAUCUAUUUUCUCUUCGCAACAGCCCUGUAAGGUAGAGACUGACAGGGCUAGAGCCAGAUUCCAGUGGGCCUUCAGCAUGAGUGUUGCCAGUGGAGCCUGACCUGGGCUUCUGCCAAUACUGCUAUCUGCUAUUGUAGCCUCAGCCACAACCACUAUAUGAUGCCACUGCUGCUGCUGCAUGCUACUGCCACUUUUGAAAGGGAACCAAGCUGGUGCUCUGCUCCAAUGUGCAGCGUGGCGACAUUUAGUCUCCCAAAAUGCAAUGCCCUACUAGACAUCAGUAUAUUGCAUUUUGGAUGAUCAAAAUACCCAGUGGGCACCACACCAAGGAUUGGAGCCAAGCACCCAUGCAGCUCCCAUUCAAAACUACUGUUGCUGCUACCACCAACCAAAAGCACCGUAUCUGGAGAGAAUGAAGUGAGACAGCAAAAGGUUCCAUGCUAUGGCUCAGUGGUGGCAGAGGCACUGACACUUCCUGGUAGUCCCAAUGGAGUGACAGUGUUGGCGACAGGCUCUCCUAAGUCUUUGGGGGCCUUGGCAAGUGCUCAUUCAUGCCGGCCCCGGAUGCUGGGCUUAGACUCUGUUUUCCCGCAGUUUAUCCAGCAAGUUCCCAGAAUAAACUGAGAUCUGAUGACACUCCACCCUGGCUCUCAGUGCUCUUUCAUACAGCAAGCAUUUCCUGCAUGUAGCAGGGAAGUGUGUUGCUCUUCUCAGAUAAAAGAUACUUGGCAAAUUUUAGGACCCAUGUUUCGGGAUGAAUUUGGUGUUCCCUAUCUUGCAUUGUUAUCAAGAAGCAUCUCUUUUGUCACAUAGUUUCCUUGGCGCCUUGUGAUCCCAAGCACUAGAGUUAAAGCAAUCUCACUUCUCUUGGCAGUCUAGCCUGUGUGGAAUACAAUAUGUAAUGAAAAAUACAUUGCUUUGAUUUUUGUUUUAUUUUCCAUUAUCCUAGUUUAUUACUCCCUUCUUCCACACGCAUCUGUGAUAAAUGACAAUUUGCUCUCCUUGCAUGUAAGACUUGGGGCCAAACUAACUGUACGCAAUGGUGAAGGUAAUUUAGACAAAAAAUUGUUGUGUAAAUAGCAGCCAAGGGGAAACCAAACAGCCUCAAAACUGGGGGGAAUGGGGAGCGCCCUUUGAUUCUCCACUUGGGUCCAGACAAUAACUACUCUAAGCCUUCUAUUUGCAUUUCAGCUGAAACCACUUCUGAUGCCGAUUGGAUCUUGCAAUAA
Podarcis lilfordi (Lilford's wall lizard) is the source of this 63780-nucleotide messenger RNA. The record is from the annotation of a GenBank genome assembly. Lineage: Eukaryota; Metazoa; Chordata; Lepidosauria; Squamata; Lacertidae.